GUCUGAGCUGAGGGGCCAAUGGAGCUGUAUGGAUCUGACACAUGGGAAUUUCUGACAUAUCUGCCCUCUGCUGUGACCUUCACAUACACAAUAAAAAGAGGCUUCUGUGUAUCUCACCCACAGCCUCUCGGUCCUGUAGCCAAGGUUGGUAGCCGUGUGCAUGUCUCUAUGUAAAUUACUAACAUAUCCCUAUAACCUGCUGUCACUGUAUCUCACAGACCAUAGAUAAAUAUAUUAUAUGAUGUUUUAAUUCAGUGUUAAACCCAGACGUUUGUCCAUAUUGAGGCUUCCAACUUAACGCAUAAUGUCAUAUAUAUAUUUAUAUAUUAUAGUGUGAUUAUUGUAUAGGAUUAGAGAACUGUUUCUAUAUGGUAUUAACUUUAUGGCAAUAUGUUUCACUUACUGUCUGCCUUGCAAAUAUGCCACUCUAUGUGAAUCAUAUUUCUGAAUUUAACAACUUCUUCUGUGCUGUUUGUUUGGCUCCCUAUGACUUGCACCAUACCAUCGACUAUUGCACAACGGGUCUAUACUAUAUCCUUAACCUUACUGCAUAAUGGGUGUUUCCUAUAGCCCUACAACUGCGGUACAGUGGGUCUACCCUUACGGCGCAAUGGGCCAAUCCAAGGUCCAUAACCCUACAUGUACAAUAGGUAACCCCUUUAACCUUUACCCUCUUGAAGAAUGGAUCUAGGCAGUAAUCCUAACCCUACUAACCUAAGGUUUUACCUUACAAUCUUGCAUGUAUUACACAAUGGAUCUAUUCUAUACCCUCCACCCUUUUAUACAAUGGAUCUUCUCUAUAACCCAACCCUACUGAGCAAUGUGUCUUCCGUAUAACCCUAGCCCCUUUGCACAAUGGGUUUACCAUGUAAGAGCCCCUAUUUGACCACUUAUAGAGUCAUAAGUUCUGUCGCCAUAAUUCUACCUAUUCAUCCUCUCCAAUUUUUCUUGUUUUUAUAAUAUAACUUCUUCUACUGCGUAAAAAUAAUAAUAUAGUAUGUACCAGAUUCUACUGAUCCAUAUAACCUGUUCUUUUGCACCCUAUCAAUCUUAAUGGUAUUCAUAAUGUUUCAUGACCAAUUUUUAUGUCAGCAUUUCUGCAAAGGAUCAGAAUUCUGCGAUAUUCAAAUAGUUGUGAUUGUUGUUAAAAUGCAGUUUUUUUGGCUUAAAUAUAUGAGGUUUUGGUACAGAGAUGCUUGGGAUAUGUGUUGAACUUAAGUAACUUUGCCGUGAAAAUACAUGUAUCGGAACCAAUGUAAAAUUUGUUUAGUUGCUACGGAAUUCUGCUAAUAUGAAACCUGUUGGGUGAUAUGUCAUAUAAUGGUAGCAUUUUAGUGCAAAUUUGUGUAGAUUGCUCCAAAUACAGUUGCUUAAUUAGCCUUUCUGUUUUUACUGUGUGUAUUACAUAGAGAUUAUUAAAAUGUUUUAUAUAAGUAAAUGAUUCAAAGCCCGUAGAGUGUGCAAGGUGUGACCAUGCUCUACUAUUUUAAAAAGUUUUUUUGUUUCAACAAAUCAUAUGUUGAAAUGGUAUAUAAAGGAGUCAAUGGAUACUGGUGUGUGUGGAUAAUAUUCUCCCUACAAACCACGAACCACAAAUCUAACUGUUAUUUUAAAACUCUUAGUCUGCAAUCAUGGCAAUCCAAUGAUAUUUUUAAGUCGAGCAAAGACAAAAUGACAAGCCCUACACACGUAUGUUGCAGGAUGUCCGAGCUGGCCUCUGUGUACCGCAAAAUGUCCAUGCCAUACUGUCCUCUGCUUUCUGGGCUAUUAUUACACAGCAGUGGACGGGCAGUCGGGCACUGACUGGCACAAUACCAGCAUACAGCUUGUGUACAGCCCUGACUUUACUUAUUAUUUUAAUGAAUAUUACAAAAUACAUGCUGUUGUAUAGAAAUAAAAAAAAAAUAAACACCAUUUUUCAGUAUUGUAAAUCGUAUGCCAAAUACCAGGAUAGGCUGGUAGAUUUGGACAUUCCAUUACAUUGACCCAUACACACUAGUGUAAAAUAUAUAUUAGAUUUGGGCAAACCGUUGAUCAAACUAUAACAUGCAUUUGUUACGCAUAUUUUAUAGUUCAGCGGAAUGUAUAUAUUCUUACACAAGUUUCUUAGAGAAAAUGUUACUAAUGCCCAAUCUGUUAGCCUUGUCUAUUCAUAACACAUUUGAGUUUCACAAAUAGGAAUGUAAUUGUAAUAUUAUGCAAAUUUUUACAAAUUAAAAUAACAUGUUUUAUUGUGUUUAAUCUAGCUGGGCAAGUAUUUUAGACAUUUUUUCUCCAAUGAUCAUAUACUGUGAAAUGGAAUAUAUAAUAUUAUGAACUCACUAAGCAUCAAUUUCAAAGCUCACAAAAUUUAAUAGUUUCUUUAAAAACUCUUGACUUAGGCAAAAAAGAAUUUAGUUACAGUUUAUAAUCAUACAUUGUAAAAGUCUGCCAAAACGCCAAUGUACCCCAUUUUUUGUCAGGUCUUAUUCCAAACCCUAAUACCUGCUCUUAUAAGAUUAACCCACUUACUUGGAAAUCCCUUCCUCCUGGGACUUUAUAUAUAUAUAUAAUUACACUUAACUUCCAAGAACCAUACCGUAUGCAGGACUACAGCAGGUGCAAAGCAAGAGGCCUAUUCCUCGCUGCACAUUUUAAAAAGUUAGUUUAUUUUGGUGUGUGAGUGGAAAGAGAGAAAGAGUGUGUGUGUGUAUGUAUGUAUGUAUGUAUGUAUAUAUACAUAAAAAUAAUACUUGGUGCUUAAUCUAUUCAAAAAUUGUACUUAAAAAACAAACAUAACUUUUAAUAUGCUAAUGUAUUUAUUAAAACUCAUCAAGGACCUUGGAGUGCUAUGUUUUUUGUUUAAGUAGGUGUGUAUAUAUAUAUAUGUAUAUAUAUAUAUCUGUUGCUAUGCCAUAUUGGGUCAAGAAAUAAUUUUUGAAUUUUUUUAUAUAUUGUAUGUAUUAUACUUUAGUCAAUAUUGUUUCGCUGGGAGCGGUAGUUGAGAUCGUGAAGCCCCGAUUUUAUACUUAAGUUGUUCCUAUGUUUGGUGGGGGUGAAUAAGGAGUUUAAAAAACUCAGAGGAUAAUGGGAUAAAGGGUUGGCUUGCUGCUGGUAGAUGCAUCAUUUCAUUCUUGGUUAUUUUGUCAAUUCUAUAUCUUUUGUUUCACGUAUAUGUGUGUUAUAACAUGAAUGAGUAUAGGAACACUGGUGGUAUAUUUUUAUAGUUCCGGUGAAGUAUGGAUUCUAUGUGAAGACAUUUACGAGACCUUGCAAUGUCUCUGUUGUUUCGUUAAUGGGUGUAAUUAGGGUGGAUGCCUUGUCCAUCUGUGCAGAGAGGACCAGGUCAGGGCAAGAGGUCGUACUGAAUAUAAACAAUGUGUUUAACCUUGGUUUGUUUUCCAAGAAUCAGUGUAAUAUAAUAAUCAGGACUGCGUUGAAGAAUGGAAGUCAGAACAAGCACAUUUUGUAUGCCUUAGUGGUCAUUGUCGUGAAUUUGGCUUUUGAAUGUAAUAAUUUUAGGAAAGCGUGAAAGACAACUGUGUCCACAGAAUGUAUUCUAUUAUAUUAGCAGUAAUACAUUUUUUAGACCAUGUUUAUUUAUCAAAACGCUAAAAAUUUCUGGUAUCAUUAAACUUGCAGUUAAAUGGUCUGGAAUUAUUUUUCAUAAUUCAGACAUUCUCUGAUCAUGUGCUACAGAGUUUGUCCUACAAAAAAAGAAUAAACAAACUAUUAAUCUCUUAUUUUGUUCACCUUCUCUUUUCAAGGGGUCAGGAGCAUUCCAAGGGAGUCGUAUCUUUGCUGCUGGCUUGGUUUCCAUUGACCAACCACCAUGUCUUCUCUCCAGGAUAUGACAGAGUUUGGAGAGGCAGCUGACUACCUGCGAAAGAGUGCCAAUGAGCUUAUGAAGCUGCACACUAUACCGUUUGAUGGUAGGUUUGAAGGUUGUGUCCUCUAUAUACUUCGAAGAGGGAGGUUUCAUUUAAAUGCAAGAACACAGUCCCUUACAUUCCACAAUAUCUAUUUCUACAUAUACUGUAAUGUAAAUAUGAUCUAAAACUUUUUCACCAGCUUUUUACAUUUUGUAAGUAACAUUAUUUGACUCCUGCUUUAACAAGAUAUUACACCAUGGGGUUAAUUGUCACAAUAUUAUGUUAGUAAGUUUGUCACUUUGAUGGCAGGUCUGUACUGGGAUGCACAAUGUAGGCAACGCUCAUCAACCUCAGCAUGAGCAUUCGCUUACCAACACCUGCAGCACUGUCUUCAAAUGAUAGAGGUGAGAGAGGCUAGGAACAAGAAAAGAAUCCAGGGGUAGGCAACCUUCAGCACUCAAUAUGUUGUGGACCACAUCUUCAAGGUCGAUAUAGUCCACAACAUCUGGAGUACUGAAGUUCGCCUACCCCUGCGCUAUACCCUAUAUCUGAUCACUAUUCGUCUUGAGCAUCUAAGUAAAAUGCUGAAGGUCACCCACCCAAGGCAUAUUGUAGCGGCCAGUGUGAAUUCAAUAUUCACAUAUCAAUCAGAUGAAAAACAGGAUAUAGCAGAGACGACACAGGAACCAGCAACAUGGCAGAAUUGGGAUAGAACAGAAUCUUAUAAACAUAAAGAUUAAAUCAAUGAGCACUAAAUCCUGAGCCAAAGGUAUAAAGAAUAAAUGCCAUUGAAUUGAUGUUGGGAUGUGCGUAAAGAGGAAUGCUUUGCAUACAUAGGCAAACCAGAUGUAGAACACAAAGUGCAUGUACAAUAUCUACAAGGAGUUUCCUAAAAUUGCCAGGCGACAUGUACCUUUCUACAGUCACCACCAGAUCAGUGAUUAGUACCAUUAGGCACUAAUGGACCUUAAUGAAUACCCGGGGUGAUAAUGUUGAAGGCUGUUACUCAGGAUCACAUUUCCUGUUCUUAGACAGUCCAGCCAUUGAUAAGCAGACCUCUAAGCAUAGCAAUUAAAAUACUUGGCAGCACAAAUAACGGAUAUAACAUAGAUAUAAUGAGUUUUGAUGACUGGGGAUUUAAAGUCUGGAACAUGCCUGAAAUCCAUUUCAUACAUUGCAUUUUCUGAAAAUAAAGAAUAAAAGAGUUCUGCAACUAUACUGCAACUCUCAACACAUUGUCCCAAAUUGUUAAUACAUAAGCAGUGCAGAAUAUGGAAUAAUAAAAAUCCAAUCCCACAGUGUUUAGUGGAUUCAUUCUCGAUAAGUAGUAGCCAAAAUCAGAGAGAUUGUAGCCACAUUAAAGAUAAUCAAAUUUUCAUUAGACAAUAUAAUUAUUCACCAAGACAAAAGAAUAAUACAUGCUUUGUAUUCUACUUUACAACAUGUGUAUGGUGCAGGUGAAGGAUCUGAAUUCUGCAGUUAAAAUAUAAUAAACUCUCAGAAUAAGGGAGACACAAUUUGUUGGGCUACUGGUGUAAAGUAAGUGGGGCUUUUAUAAAACACAGUACAAACUGGUCCAUAAGUGAAAGAGAUAUAUACAAAACCAGGCAUGAAGUCUUCCAAGGCACUCCUCUGUUACCAUCUAGUAUCCUCCCAAGAAAGUAUUCCAGACCUCUGCCUAAUUAGCCUUUAAGGAAUUUUGCCCCUUGUGGAGGUGUUCCAUUUUUUAACUCUGCCAUUUGACAAAUACUGAAAACAUAAUGAUCGAUUUUGGGAAUACCAUUAGUGGGAUUCCAUAAAGGAUCCUGAUAUUGUUCUGAAACUUGCUGAAACUUGCAACAGGUGGAUUUUUUUUUUUGUAGCAAAUACAGUAUAUUUAGUAAAUAGCAUCAUGGUGUAACUGGUAUCACACUGGUCACUUUUUUGUUGAUAAUAGAAAACUUUGAGCUAAUACCAAGCCUUUAGUUACGUGCAUGGCAAUGAGGUCUAAGGUCCAGAGUAAAAUGGGAACAUUUCGAGAUACAAGUAGUCCAUAACGCACUUCACCAGGAGUAGACAAACUUUGGCACUCCAGACAUUGCGGACUACAUCUCCCAUAAUGCUGUUACAGCCAUAAUGCUGGCAAAGCUUCGAGAGAGAUGGAGACCACAACGUUUAGAGUGUCAAAGGUCGCCUACCCCCUGCACUAUACCUUAUAUAUGAUCAUUAUUAGUCUUGAGCCUCUAAGAAAACCGUGAAUAAAAGGUGAACAUAGUAUUUGAUUUUUUUAUAAUGGGAUUUUUAAUUCUGCACCAUUUAAGGUAAGAAAAAGGGCUGGAUUCCAGAUGACAAAGAAGCCUACAUUGAAGUGGAAAUAAAGGAUUCCGCUGGUGGCAACGUCACAGUGGAAACAAAAGAUAAAAGGGUAAUUAUAAUUAUUUUUAUUUUUUUUAAUUCUUUAAUGCUUGGGUUGCUAUAUGGUCUUUUGAUAUGCAUUCAGGAAAAAAGGGAGCAGUAUUCCUUACAAGUUUUCGUUCUGUAAAAUGCGUGUUGACUUGUCCCAUGUUUAAGACCUUUCCCUUUAAUUAAGUAAAUAAAGCACUUCUUAAUAAGAAGUUUGGCACUAAAUGUAUUAUGAGAAUUGUUUCGGAAUUGUUUUUUUAAAAAUUAUAUUGUAAUCUCUGCUGUGUGCAUCACCUUGGGAAUAUAGUAAGCUUGUACGUUAGGAUACAUACAGGGCUAUUAACUAAAGUGUUAAAAGCAGGGAAUUAAUUCAUAGUGUCCUCUCAAAAAAAUUAAAAUUUUGGCCAAAUUAGCCGAAUUGGAAAGAUUCUUCACGUUAACUAUGUUUUUAGUUCUACUAAUAUGUCUUAAAAUUUAAAAAAAAAUCACCUUGAAUUAAUUUGGAAUUCCAGAAAAUCCAAAAUUGAGUGAAUAACACUGAUAAUAUAUUGUAGAUUGUACUUCAAUAAGCAUAAUUAUUUUAUUUUAUGUUUCUAAUGUUUUUGGUUUUCUAAGGUUUGACACGAAAAGAAAACUGUAACUCCUGUCCGUAUGUGUGCAGCCUUUGUCUGUGCCACAUUUACAAUGCAAUAAAUGUCUUUUUUUAUCUGAAGAAUCACAUGCUAUGAAAUCAUUCAAGUAUUCCUAUUACAUCUUGUCUAUAACAUCUCUUCGAAGGUUACAGUUGUAUUGACCACAUAGUCUUUCUGUCUGUUUCUUUAGUGUUUGUGGAAAACACUUAUGAAUGUCAAGUAUAUAUCCCCUUAUUGCACAAGGAUACAAUUCUAUGAUCAUGGUGUAGGUGAUUCUUCAGUAAAACCACUGUAAACCAGCCUCGAGACCAUUCUGAGAUAAUACACUUGUCACGUAAAAUUAUGGGGGAAAAAUGUACAACUCACACACUACAAAAGGAAUGUGUUAUAAACAGAAUGCCUUGUCUGUCAGGAUCCUAAAUGCAGCCGGCAGCUGCUUAAUGCCCUUCUGAAGCCUACUAUAAAUGACAGUGUUUUUCCUUUAGUGCAUUCCUGCUAUGCAAAGUGUAUCAGGCCCAUAAACCCUCAUCAGUUGUUUUCUAAUGGUGUAUAACUCCAAUCUAUUUAUUUCUUUACAAACUCCAUCGCCUGUGAGUUUUGCUCUGAGCUCUAAGGAUACCAAUUCACAAGCUGUCUUGUGAAACUUUAAAUGUGUUGCAGAGUUUCUAAGAUGGGCGAGCACCUGCUGAAAAAAAUAUAGUUUGCUUUCUAAUUAACUUUGUCCUGUAUUAAGAAAUUAGUUCCAUGUACAUUUUUGUAAUGUGUAUGGCAUCCCCAGAAAAAAAACAUGUUUAAAAAAAAAAGGAACAGAAGUAUUUCUACCUAAUUGUCGCUAAGUCCCAUUAAAACACUAUAUAGGGGUGUCGAGAACUUGGGUAGAACAUUGAGGCAUGCCAUCAGCUAAUGCGUUCGUAUGUCAGAUUUUUCUUAUUUUAUCAGGUGUAAGGAUGGUAUCAGAGUAAUUAGAGCACAUGGCAAGCUAAAGCCAACUAAAUAGGUCAUGGGAGAAGUUAACGAGGAAAUGGUGAGGUUGAUUAGGAAAUGUCGGCCAUUACACAGCAUGGAUUAGGCUUGAGAAGAGUGAGUGAGCACUAAGAGUAUAUAUUGGGUAUGAGAUAUCGAAGUGAGUAGUUGCCUGCCCAGGUACUUUACAUACAAGACUUGAGAGCCUUCAGCUUUGGGAUGUACUUCAGAAUAUGUGGCUAUUCCUUGAUAAAUAUACCCUUUCUAACGAGAUAAUUGCUUCACACACCCAAUUAGGGCAUCUUGCACACCCUAUUUUGAAGACUUCUUGUCUUGGUCAGAACACAAUGUUUUUAGGUUCCACUAGCUACACCUAUUAUCCAUUCCCACUGAAUCUACAGCUUCUGUAAACUUAAUCACCUCUGUAUGUCUUGGAAGUUUAUCUAUCUGCCUUUCCAGGUCUUUUUAAAUUAUUCUCUUUCCAUCAAUGUUAACGUCUCUGUUUUAGUGUUAGUCAACAUGCCUCCCACCAACAAACCAACUUACGAUUGGAGUUACAGUCUAUACGGAUACUGGAUAUACUUUUUAUUCCAUGUCCACCAGUGACUGUGAAAUUAAUUUCUCAUCAGGUUCUAACUGUGAAGGAGGAUGACAUCCAGCAGAUGAAUCCUCCAAAGUUCGACAUGAUUGAAGAUAUGGCCAUGCUGACUCAUCUCAAUGAGGCGUCAGUACUUUCCAACCUGAAACGUCGCUAUGCCAACUGGAUGAUCUACGUAAGAUAACAGUAGCAUGUCUUUUCUGGAGCAUUGUAUUAUUUUUAGGUUCUAAAAUCUUGUCUAUAAUAUACUCCAUCAUAUUUACUUAUUUUCCUCUGCUUAAACAAAAUUCUAGCUUGAUCUGCGCUUAUGGUUUUACUUCAACGUCAUUGAAUUUAAAAGAGCACGCCAAGCACCACAAAUAACUUCUCCUGGCUGUAGUGGUUAUGGUGCCAGGUGUUCCUUGGUCACCCCCUCUACAUUUUAAGUAGUUUAACUGUUUAAGAAUGGUCACCAAUGGGUUUAGCUCAGAUAUAGAUUAUGGCUCUCUGUAGAAACUAAGGCAGGGAGUCCAUCCGGCAAGAGGUCAAAGCAUUAUAAAACUGUUUGGCCCCUUACAAUGACACAUGGUAGUGAUUAUGGUGCUUGGGGUGUUCCUUUAAUGAUUACCGUUUAAGCAAGAUAAUAUAUCUUCAUGAGAGUUUCCCUACUUUUAGUCUGUAUUUGGAGCAGUCUAAUUAGUAAGCAAAGUGUUGAUCUGUUGAAUAUGUUUUGGUAAUCAAGGGUGCGUAUGCCACCAUUUCUACCCCGACCGCUGAGAGAUGACAGGUAGUAGGUUCUUCAACUCUCAUUGCUUAAUGUUAGAUCAGAUUGAGAUCAGAAUGACUUUUAACUGCCAUCUUAUCCACUGCAAAUUGGGUCAUCUUGGCCCACCAAUUAGGUGACUCGAUGAAGAUAUCUAUUGACCAGGAAAUAUGUCUGAUGUCCAGUGACUAGAACCACAAUCCCCCAUCAAAGCAUAUAAGGAAUAGCAGGGCAGUUGUAAAGAUUAAAUGAAGCUUCAAGUGAUGAGUCUAUAAACACCAAUUCUGGGGCAAAGUGCUCACAGCGUAUUGUUUUAUGGUUAAUAUUUUUUGGAGGGUGAUCUGGGAAUGCUAUCUUGUUUGUUAGAGGAAUCAGAGUUUAAUUCUUUCCUCUCUCUAUAGACCUAUUCUGGGCUCUUCUGUGUAACCGUGAACCCAUACAAAUGGCUUCCUGUGUACACUGCAACUGUUGUAGCUGCCUACAGAGGCAAGAGGCGCUCCGAGGCUCCACCACACAUCUAUUCCAUCGCCGAUAACGCAUACAAUGAGAUGGUGCGCAGUAAGUAUCAUGGACGUGCAACACUUUAUUUAACCAUUAUGAUAUUGAUGCCCUUAUCCAGAGGGAAUUACAUAGACUAGCAAUAAUACCGUGAUAUUACAGUCACAAAGUACUUUAAACGCUGAGUUCACUAAACGGGACUGAGUUCACUUAAUUACCUUCAAAUUAAUUUAAUGUUUUUUAAUACCAUUUGUGUCCUUUAACUGUUUUGAUGCAUCAGCAAAGAUCUUAGCCUUAAAUACGGGCUUAAAAAUGCAUCUAAACCAACUGAGAUUUAGUUUUCUUGUUUUGUUUGUUUUUUGUUUUUUUGUCCAAAAAAAUGCUUCACUUUUGUCUGAAAAUUUGUUACUUUUCUCUUUUUAGAUCGUGAAAACCAAUCCAUGUUGAUCACGUAAGUACUUUUUUGUAAAUGUUAUACAGUUAUGUUGUAUAUGUUAUACAGAAUCUCGUGGCUAUCGAGAAUUUUUGGUACUGUAAUGUUUGAGAGCCCUGCCUAAAAGCAUACUUAGAUUUGUAUUAGUUUUACCGGAUAAUUGACUCUAAACAAACAUAUAUGCCUAACCUUAAUCCUGGCGGCAUCCAUAAAAGGCCAGGCUAUUAUAUUUUAUAUUAAAAUGUGACUAUACAUUGUACCCAUCAUCACCGUUGGUGCCAAGGCCCUAUCAUUGGUAGCCUGGUGCAGAGUUGCUAUUCAAUAAAAAGAGGACUUAAUAAUGAAGAUACUUUCCCAUGUCAAUGGAUAGUGAACUAGUCUCAGUGCAUUCUUAUUUGUGUGUCCAACUAGUAAGCACCCAUGUUGCAUCCUAAACGCCCCACAGUUAAGCUAAGGUAGCCCAAAUGUUAAGUUUUGCUGUAUUUUUCUUUUUAUAUAUUGGACAAAUAUUCAAGCCUUUUUGAAAGACAAGAAUCGUUGGGUUUCUCAUAGGAAAGGUAGUCUGCGGAAUCUAAAAUGCCAAAGAUUACCCAUCACAGUUAUGAACAGACAUUCCAACUUUUUAAACAAUAGGCUCACUAAACCUGAUUAGCUUGCAGGGAAAGGCUAAAUUAAGAAGGGUGCUCUACCAUGCACCAUUCACAGAUCCAGCCGGCGUCAUUGCCUAAUUAGGUAAACGCUAGAUAAGGCAUUAAGCUUGGCCAUUAUCCUGCAGCAGCUAUAAUACUAUCAUUGUCCGAACUCUUUGUUAUCUUGGGCCACUGUUUAGUGCCAACAGCUAAAGCUAUUUAUAGCAGUGAAAUCAUUGUGGAACAAUGGGGAGCGACUGCUGUGAUAUAAAGCACAGCAAUUUAUCAGAGCUGUCAGUCUCCGUAACCCAACACCCAAAGGGAACUGGUACCAAAACUGAUAGCGGCUAUUAAGGUUGUAUAAAAAAUACACCGUACUUUAGAUCACAGCCUUUCUACCCUUUGGAUUACCAGGCGACCCUUUAAGAAGAAUGGAAAUAAAUUAUGUAUACUAAAGAUCUUCUUUAAAAUCAAUUUUAAAACUUCAAAUACGGUUUUAUUUGUCUUACUCUACACUUGUGUAGUGGUGUGUUCAAUAAGUGUGCUAGAUGUAGGAACUGUUUAUUCUCCCUGUCACACAUUUAGAUGCCUACCCAUAGUAAUGUUUUGUCGCAUAUUGUAUGGUGAUCUACUAAAAAUAUAGAAUUGGCUUUAGCCUUUUAUACACUUAAUUGUCACUGAGAAAAAAAAUGCUUGCGAAAAUUCAAAUAUAUAUACAUAUUAAUAUAUACACAUAUACGUUAAUAUGUACAUAUAUAUAAUUGCAAAAUAAUCAGGGUAUUGCAGUAUGCAAUGAUACAUUUUUGUGCUGUUGUACUUUUGAAACACAACAUUAUCACAAUUCCCUAUUCAUAUUUACAUAUCUGGAGGUUUUAGUGUAUGUAUUGGGGCUGCCGCCCAGGAGUAGUGGGAGUCUGGGCGCAGAACGUAUUUUUCUCUAUAAAAUUUCAAAAACAAGCAAAAGAAUUCCUCUUUUGGGUCAGACAUGAGAAAGAGAGGAAAUCACUCGAAAACUCUAGUAAAAAAAAAAAGUACCAUUGCAUACUGCAAUAGUCUCGCUGUUCAGGCAUCGUGUGUCCUGGACUAAUACGACUAAUCCGAUCUACAUUAUAUAAAUGUAUAUAGUAGAUUGAAUUAUAUUGACAUCGUGUCUACUGGACUAAUAUGGCUAAACCAAUCUACCUUACAGAAAUAUAUAUAGAGGAUUGAUUUAUGAUGUAGAUUGGAAUAUAUAUAUUUUUUUUGGGACUAAUUAAUAGUUAGUCGACUAAUAAAAAGUGAAUAAAAAUACUGUGUACACACUUAUCAAAUGAGAUAUGCUAGCUUGAUUCCACUAUCCAUUUCAAUGAAAAUGACCAGUUAAUUAAUUUGACACUAUUACUAUUAUUGUACAUGUUACGGUUGUUACGGUUUGUAAUGAAUCAGUCUUCUGCCUGUCUGUUUGUCGUUCUGCCUGUCUGUUUGUCGUUCUGUCUGUCUGUUUUUCUUUCUGUCCGUCUGUUUCAUGCCACAAACAAGUAUUUUUACAUAGCUGAUUGCCUGCUUUGGUUGGCUAUGACUGUGUAUCUCAUACUUGUGUGAACAGUUAGGUAGAUAGAAAAUUUGGGGAAACUGGCCUUGAAUCUGCUCCAUUUGGGCAGACAUCUCUAAAUAAUCAAUUAAUUUAAAUUUUGCCAUGGUCCUAAGCCUGUGAGGAAAAUCCUUAUAUCAAACUCAGGAUCAUGAAGGUUCUACCAAGCUGACCAGAGCUUCGGCAUUCAUCGUGGUGUGGUAUUAACUAUGGCCUUGGCCAACCUGCCAACGGGUCCUGCUGGAUUCCAUUGUGUGUCCUGGAGAGCUAAAUUCACGUUCACUUUAAUGAAUCUUUAAAGUGUUCCUCAACUGUAGCAAAAUAUUUGUGGGUCUGAUCUCUAGACAAGAUAUGUGUGUAUAACAAAUCGAAGCAUACCUCCCAACAUUUUAAAUGGACGAGAAGGGACUGUUUAACUUUUUUGGGGUGUGAGUCGGGGUGUUGCCAUGGGCAGGUCUAUUUGAAAAUUUUAGGUGACUUACUGAUAAAAAUAUAUGAAACUAAAAUGUUAUUUUGGAACAAGAACAAUGUAUCUUAUUCUAAACACAUUUAUUGUAGUUUAUUUAUUUUUUUUAAUUCUUUAUUUUUAUGUUUUUUGCUCAAACAUUUAUAAUUACCAAGUAUCAACGGUUGGGCUUACGCAGAAGCCAAAUCAUGGGUAACAUCUUAACAGUUACAUGCAAUUCAAUCUUUACAGUAUGUGUUCAUAUUUAGCGGAGCCAUGAGGGAAUACCCUCUUUGAAGGAUUUUUAAUAAUAUAAUUCCUCGGUAUAUUUUAUCGGUUUGACCGGAUUACCUAGGUGUGGAGGGGAAGUGUCCCUGACACAGCGGCAAAUUGAGGCUUAACGAUGAGCUAUAUAAUGUUUCAUAUGUCGUGUAAGUCUUGUGCCGUUAUUGGUAUAUCUGUAUUGUCAGUAUCCGAUCUGUAGUUUGAUAUUUUCAGUUCCUUAGAUAUAUUUAUAGGAUUAAUAGUCUGAGGUCUAUCUGGGAUUGCUAGGGUUCCCAUUACGUUCGUUACGUUGACCUUGUCUGAGGAGGUUGGUAUGCAGAGUAAUUAUCGAAUAAGAAAUUGAUUUUUCCCGUACAGAUGCGGGAGGAGAAAAAUUAAGGAAUUAGAAUAAGGGAGACUGAGAAAGAGAAAGGGAAAGUAGUAUAAAGUAAAGAAGCAUUAUAUAGUGAAUGCGGUGACCCAGAGGCGGCGAGGAAAGGACGUCAAGGGAUGAUAUCCGGGGGGGGGAGGGGGACAGCAGGCUCAGCCAGAUGUCCCUAUGCCAAGUGCGUCGAAUGGGUCCUCCGGACGGGGGAGGACUCCGCUGCUGGUUUAGUUUUACUGUUAGGACCCCUUUACAUCUUUCUUUCAAUCCUAUCUGUCCUCUCUAGAACCCACUACGCUAUUAUCCCACGGUUCCCAGAGUUUUAGGAAUGUUUCUGUCGAUCCCUUCACUCUUGCUGUUAAGUCGUCCAUAAUCCUACAUUCGCGGAUCCUGGAUACCACUCCCGGAUUUAUUGUAGUUUAAAUACACAUUACUGUGAGUAUUAUUGCUGUGGAGCUCUGUUAUACACUCAGACACAACAACAAUAUGGCGCUCUUGGAAAAGGGGAAUGAUAUGAUAGAAAAGAGGUGCAGAGGGAUUUGGGCCCAAAAUAUUGACUUUUCCUCCUAAAUAGGACACUUGGGAGGUAUGUGAAGGAAAUAAUGAAAAAGUGAUGCUGAGAUUAGUUCUGAAUCAUAAUUUAUUGAUCUUUACUCCCUGUCUGAAUGACUAAAAUUAACUUAUUCCUUUUUGCCAAUUCUUGAAUGGAUUCUAGAAUCUAUCAAAUCUAUACAAUAUCAUCUUUGCUCAUUCUUGAAUGGAUUCUAGAAUCUAUAAAAUCUAUACAAUAUUAUCUUUGCUAAUUCUUGAAUGGAUUCUAGAAUCUAUAAAAUCUAUACAAUAUUAUCUUUGCUAAUUCUUACUGUUCACAUUUAUAUCUGUUUCUUAACCGAUUCACAUAUUUCUGUUGCCCAAAGUGGAGAAUCCGGUGCAGGCAAAACUGUUAACACAAAACGUGUAAUCCAGUACUUUGCCAUAGUGGCAGCCCUUGGGGAAGGGAUCGGAAAGAAGAGCGUAAGAUUACGUUUUGGGCAGCGCUGCCCUUGGAGUGAUAUUUUACCUUUUUCUUUUUAUCCCUUGCUUUUUUUAUUCUUGAUUUUUUUUUUUAUCUUGUUUUUUAUUUAUUUUUAUCUUUUAUCAUGCUUUUUUCCCAUGGAUUAAUGUGUUUUUCUUUUCUUCAUAACCUCUUGGCCCCAAUACGGGAUCUCAUUUAAUCACUUCCAUUUCCUAGAAAAAAAAAACAACAAUCUUCUAUUCGAUUUUAUAUAAUAAUUCAUAAUCCCUACAAACAUCCUUUCACUAAAACUCCUACAAAAAUUAUCCUUUUAUUUAAAAAAAACGGCUUUUUGCUUUCUUUCAAUUAAUAUCUACUCUUGUUUUACCCGACUAUUUUAAUUUCUUUACUCGCUGUCAUCAGCUUUUUCCAUGUAACUCAAGAUCAUUGCGUUUUGUUUGUUUGUUUUUUUUAUUCAAUUUUUUCAUUUUGCAAAAUUCAUUUUUUCCACUUUUUAAACUGAAUUUUAGUCUUGUUAUGGUGUUUUUUGUGUUUUUUUUGUGAGUGUUUUUUUUAAAGCAACAUCCUUUCACUGAAUUUUUACAACCAACCGUUAAAUCUUUAUCCUUCUUGCAACUAAAAAAACCAGAAAUUCAUGAUUUACAUCUCUUUGCAAAUGAAAUUAAAUUUGGAUCUAAUCUGUUCCAGUUUCUACUAUCUGCUUUCUUUCCAUGUAAAAUUAUAACUGUUUAGCGUUUUCUAUUUUGCAAGUUCCUAGCGCUUUUCUUUUUCCCUUUCAUAAAAUUGUAUUCAUUCAUGAUGGUUUUUCCCCCCUCUUAUCUUUUUUUUAGUAGAUCGUUUUGGCUGUGUUUUUACGAAUCCCAAUUGUAUUGUUCUUCUUUUGCAUAACGCUUCUUUCCCUUCCUUGCUUUUUAUAAAGUAUAACUCAUCCUUGUUUGUGGCAGCUUUAGAAUUUACAUUCAGUUUUAACUUUGUUUACGCUCACGGGAGCUAAUAUUUCACGGUCACUACAAUCAAACAUUUUAUUUGUUUUUCUUUAUAUUUUCAGCAGGCUCCGGCUACAAAAACUGGGGUAAGUCUGUGGAUUAAAAAGCAUAAAUUUAAAAAAAAAUUGUCAGUCACUUUAAAGGGACCCUUUAUUUUUGAUAUGAUAUUUACUAAUACCCUAUAUUUAACAAAUACCUAUAAGUUUGAAAAAUAAAAUUAAGUGAAUAAAUCUCUGUCUUAUUAUCCUGUAACUGGAUGACUCCAUUUUAGCUCCUUGUCAAUCCAAUCUCUAGGAUCACAGGCAUUUGAGGAUAUAGGGAUCAUCCAGUUCUGUUCCAAUAAACAUACAGAGAAGUCGUAGUCUGAAGUGGAUGCGGAAAUAGUCAUUGAAGGGACACUCCACUGCCCAGAAACAAACAGAAAUGACUGUUUAGUAGAUAUAAUCCCGAUGAAAACAUGUAUGCAUUAAAUUAUGCAUUUUGUCAUUAGGGGUGUAUCUAAAAACAGUUUGCAAAUGCUGCAGAUCUCUUGUGUGCUGCCUUUGCAAGCCCUCCCCUUCUAACCCAGCCCAGACUUUCUGUGGCUCUCCAAUCACGGACUUCCCAAUGCAGCUCAAUGAGAGGUCUUUGGAAGGCAGGUGCUCUGGGCAAGUAUCUGCUUCUUCAGUUUAAGGCCACUGAGCUAAUAAACCAGGAAGUAACAGGACUGUCUGUUUGAUUGGCAGCCAGUGGGGUGUUUCACGGUUAAUUUAUAAAAGAGACAAUUUCUAUUGAAAACUGCUUUUUUUGUAAAAUGAAAUAAAAAGGACACAUUAUUCACACAUAAACACUUCCAAUAAGUUUUUUGUCUGUGGAGUGGGCCUUUAAGGACAGCCUGGAAAAAUGAUAUGCCGUACUUUCAGUCUGGCUACUCUGGCCUUAAAUUUGAAAUUUACUUUGAAUUCUCGCUUUGGUGAAAUACCCUGUCAGUUACAGACCCUACAAAGCCAAUCAAAGCCAUAUUUUUUUCUUUUAACUGUUAAAAAUCUAUUUAUAUAGAUUUAAUUUAUUCCAUAUCACUGUUUAUAGAGGCAUAAAGACUUUGUUACAGAUAUUAACAUCAGGAAACAGACAGUACUACAAUACUUUAAAGGUUCUAUGAGUUUUAAAAAAAUUCUUGUAUUGUUGGAUAUAUAAGUAUAUUUUGUCUAUUUUCAUGUGUUGUCAUUUGUUAAAUAAAUAAAACAGAUCUGGAAAUUGGUGCUUUUGUCUAGGGUAAAGGUUUGUUAGUGAAUUUGGACAUUUUCCCAAAUACUGGCUUGUAAUGCAAGCUCAAAGGAAAUUGUAUUCUCCAAAGCUCUAAAAAUUAUGCAUGCAAGUAAAUGUAUCUUUGAAGAUAUUGUUUUUGCGCAUGUGUAAUAUAGUAUUCUUUGUAACAAUCAUAUGUUUAAAGUUUUAUUUUCUAGUGAACGGCUGGCUACCAUUGCAGCCUUGCCACACCAUCUCACAUUUCAAUUUUUUGCAGGGGACCUUGGAAGAUCAAAUCAUCGAGGCUAACCCAGCAAUGGAGUCUUUUGGCAAUGCCAAAACUCUGAGAAAUGAUAAUUCCUCUCGUUUCGUAAGUAGUUUGUGGGUAUAUAUUUUCAACAAAAAUGUGUGUAUAAUAAAUUUAGCCCCCAAAACACAGGAAUCAGAAUAAAUUGAAUUAUAUUUAAAAUGAAGUCCUCCGCUUACUGUCAGCCAAACAUUAUGCAGUCUUGUAGUUCCUGCACAGUUCCAUGAUAAGUUCAUUGAAACCUGCUGAGGAUAGCUGAUCUCAAGUGGAGCUCACUAUACACAUUUUAUGGAUGUUUCAAGCACCAUAACUGCUACAGCUGAUUGUAAAGAAGCGCUCCAUACCCCUAAAACACUUCAGCUGUAGUGGUUAUGGUACUAGAUGUGCUCUUGCACUCCUCCGAAACAAACCAUUUCAGAAUGGUUUGAAAACCUACCUAGGUGUCAUGAGCAACGGAACUGCUUCUGAUCUCCUGCAGGAGAAACCGAAUGUCUGGUCCAGCCACUCUCAGCUAAUGAAUGCGGUCAUGCAUGGCCCUGCUUAGCUAACCAAAUUCUUCUGCAAGUAUAACCUGGAAGCAGAAGAGGGUGCCCAGUGGAACCCGGGUAAGUGGUCAAUGAUGUCAUGGCGUUAGGGGGGAUUAUAUCUGUAUAUGAAGAGUGGAGAACAUGUAUGUUGAGGUCAAUGCAUUUGGAGAGUUGAUGCCUAUUGAUAAAAUAUUUUACUUAUUUCUGUUUCACAGGGAAAGUUUAUCCGAAUACAUUUUGGACCAACUGGAAAGUUGGCUUCGGCCGACAUUGACAUUUGUAAGUAUAUAGCACUGUAGAAGUGGUAGCACAGAAAAAAGAUGACAUACUGUGAAUUAUAAUCAUGUGAAUUAUCAGUCAUGUAAUUGGUCAUACCAGACAGGCAAUUGUGUACCAUAAAUACGGUUACCAUGGAGAUGCUGACACUAAACUAGCUUUAAAUGUUUUUGAAAUCUUAAUUUAUACUCCAGUAGUUAGUAUUACUGAAACUACCUGAAGCCCAAAUUGAUUGUAUUGUUAGAUAAUAGGUCACCUCUUAUUUAAUCUAAUUUUGACUAUAGUGCAUUUUGAUGCAGUUUCCCUUGGAAUUGCCAGAGCUUUUCAAGUGUUAUGGAUACUACUAAGUCUGUGGAGAGCUGCCAGAUUCGGAUGAACUUUGUAGGAAUGUUGAACAGCCAGAGUUUCUGUAGAAUAUGAGUUCAGCUGAAGUCGAGAAAUGUCCGUGCAGAUGCAUAUUAGAACUCUGUGCAACUCUGUGAAAAAAUAAUUGUAUCUGGUUCUGCACAAAUUUAGUUAGGCUGUCCUAAACCUUAGUUCUUGAACACCGUGCCUAAAAACUAAAGAUCAGAUUGCACCUAUUCCUAAAAAUAAUCUCACAAAUCAGAUCCUGGGAUAACACCUUCUUGUUUCUGUUGGUGAGUUAAUCAUUGUUGAGUUAUUGGUUUGUCAAGCAGCUAAGCCUUUGAUGCACAUCCUACAAAAUGUUCUUGUUUUUUUUUUUACACCCUUUAAUUUUUUUUUUAGACCUCUUGGAAAAAUCAAGAGUGAUUUUCCAGCAGCCUGGGGAGAGAAGUUACCAUAUAUAUUACCAGAUCCUAUCUGGAAAGAAGCCAGAACUUCAAGGUGAGUGUGAACAAGCAUGUUUAGACAUGACGGAAGGUCUAAGCAAAUGUUGGCUUGAAAUAGCACUCCUAUUCCUUCUCGUAUAACAGCUUGUUGUGGUUCUGGUUUAAUACCCAUCUAGUGUCUGCGCACGUUUUUGAACUAACUAGUAUUUGACCGAUCAUUAAGACUGAAAGGUCUUUAUAAAAUAGUGUUCAUUUUAUGUUUUUUUAAAUUGCUUGGACAGUGGAUGUUAAAUGAUGUUAUAUAACUUACUUUUGUAUUAUUUAUAAUAUACCGCACAUUUAGGAAGUGGGGAUUCGUUUUGUAUGGUCAGCAUUGUACCCUAGGUGAAAUUAGUUGCCAUCAAGAUCCUCUCUGCUCUGGAUAUUCCCCUUAGGCUUUUAUUUUAUUGCUUUUUUGGGUAUGGUUUGGGUUGUUGUUGGUUUUUUUUUUUGGUGUUCAGAUAGAAUUAGCACUUGUAUGUAUAUGUCAGGAACAUAAAUGGCAAUAUAAAAAAAACAUUAGACAUCAGUAAGACCUGUUGAGAUGGUGGCACAUGAAAAAUAGCAAUAAGCGUGUUCAAGGCUAGUAUAUGUAACCAUGUUUUCUUAGACAGUAGGAUUUACACAAUCUGCUGUACUACCUUAGUAAUGAAGAAAUUAUAACUGCACUUGUAAUGUGGAAAGUUAAUGGUAGGCUAUGUAUGAUGAGCUAUUCUUUGUCACAGUUCUUAAGUGAAACAACCUCCAUGGAAACAAGUGGAAUGUAACACCUUCGGAACAUUGCUCCAGAAUUGCUUUUUAAAACUUCUACCACUUCUGUUGAGAUAUUUCUUAAACUCCCCGAUUAAUACAGAGAUUAUCUUACAGACAUGUUGCUGCUCUCCACCAAUCCCUAUGAUUACCACUUCUGCUCACAAGGUGUAACAACCGUCGAUAACUUGGACGAUGGAGAAGAACUCAUGGCCACUGAUGUAAGUAUCACAUCACAAACAAUAAGACAAUAAUCAAUGUUUAUUGUGCAAGGAUGUAGUAAUAAUAAAACUGGAAUAGAUGUUAUCCACCCAAGUAGCAAAAUAGAGCCAUCUUUUUUAAUAGUUUGUUAAAACAUCAAUAUAUGCCUCUUGGGUUGAGUAUAUAUUUUUAUGACUACCUAUGGAUGCCUAGACCAAAAUGUAGUUUUCAUUAGAAGAAAAUAGUCAGCUAGACGCAGAGGUACCCGGUAUGACCAAAAUAGGGUAUAAGGUCCAUGGUUAACAUCUCAUGGAUAAGUUGACUGCUCAAGUCCACCAGACUAUGGCUUCCUUUAAUAAACCAUGGCAGAAAUGAGAAAAUUAAAAAGGAACGUGAGACUGAUUUUUUAACAGGACAAAUGACCCACCUUUUACAAUUAUCUAUCAAUUUUGUUUUCUUGGCAUCUUUCCUUCUUUCUUCUCUAAUUUCUGUGUUAUUACACUGGUGUCAUUUGAACACGUUAUCUGUUUAAAGAAGCCAUUGAGAAUAAUAAUAAUUAUGUUCUUAUUUACUGAUAAAAAUAUGGCCUUCUCUCCCCCUCCCCCCCCUCCUAAAAAUAUUCAAAUAUCUAAGUUCUACAACAUUACGUCCCAAGAGGUAUUUAUCUGCCACAGGACAACCCCCACCCACGUAGGGACAUUUGGGUGGACAUGAUGCUUACACACGGACGGGCCGAAAGCCACCUUUCAUGUGAUAAUAUCAACAUGACGUUAAACUUUUACUAUAUGACACACUGCUUUUUCGAAAGUUGUACUGUUCAACCAAUUGACUGUAACAUGCUCUAAGCAAACUAUUCAAUAAAAACACAAUAAAUAUAAAAAAUCUGUCCUUGAGUCGCUGUUCAAGGAUUUUAUAUAUUCACCAAUAUACACAUCAUGUAAAACACUUAUAUCGACAACUUAUAACAUGUGAAUGUGGAUGUAACAGUGACACCUGGCUCUUUGAAAAUUAAGGAUAAAACAUAACAAAACAAAAAAGUAGGCAGCAUAAGUACACUAUCACAUGAAAGUCCAAAUUCACCGACACAAAACACUGAGUGCUCUCUGAUGUUCAGGAAAGGAAAUGGUGUUUCCUUUUUAAAUCUCGGAUACAUGUUGUAUCCGAGAUUGGGUCACUGGUAAAAUUGUACAACUGAAAAAUGUGUUGCCAAUCCAAUAAGAUUUAUACAAACUGGGAUGCAAAGCAGGGGCUUAUGCAGAUAACGAUGACUUGAAGUAAGAAUAAAAACACAAUAACUAUAGCUCGGCAUUCUAUAGGACUUCUGAUAAAUUUCUAGUUUUCUCCAAGCAUAUGCAACAUGAUCCUAUGUAGGGAACUCAUGCCAGGAACACAAAUGCACCGAUACACGAUUUACAAUAUGGUAUCUUUCUCCAGCACGCCAUGGACAUUCUUGGUUUCAGUCAAGAUGAGAAGACAGCCAGCUAUAAAAUAGUAGGCGCCGUCAUGCACUUUGGAAAUAUGAAGUUUAAGCAGAAGCAGAGGGAGGAGCAGGCAGAAGCCGAAGGCACUGAAAGUGAGUGUGUAUCUUUUCUAGUGACUGUCCAACAGUUGUCCUGCUAUCAUUACAUGACCUUGACCAUCCUGGUCAAGCGUCUUAGUGGGCGGCCAUACUGUUAUUGGAAGUACUGGGCUGAAAAUGGGCAAUAAAGAGUAUCUACAUAUCCGUUUUAUUUCACAACUUAAACAUUGGAAACAGUGCAAAAAAAAGCAUUUUAAAGAACUUAAUCAAGUACAUGUUCAAUUUGAACUUAAUUGGUAAAAUGGUUAUUUUGCCAUGGGUAAUUAUUUGAUGAAUUUCAAUGUUGUGAAAUGUACAUUGAAUCUAGACACUGAGGUUUAAAUGAUUGUAGUAUAUUGAUUUGUAUAGGUGCUGACAAGGCGGCUUACCUAAUGGGCAUCAGCUCAGCUGACCUCAUUAAAGGUUUACUCCACCCAAGAGUUAAGAUUGGAAAUGAAUAUGUGACCAAAGGUCAAAAUGUGGAACAGGUAAGUCCUUGCAGUUCCAUACAUGUGUUGUUAUAAGUCUUGUUGAUAUAAUAAACCCUCAGCUUUGUUUUCCUUCUAUCAACUGAGUCUAGGCUCAGGCCAUUAUUAUACGAGGAAAACAAAAAGAAUUAACCUAGGGCCAAAAUUUAGAUAUCACAAGGUAGAGGGCACAAAAAAGGGGGGUAACCCCUAAAUGGUGAAUAUCAUAGGGAAUAAACAGAAAAAGAAACAAAUGCCAUUCUACCUGUGUAUGAUUUACUGAGAGGACUGUAGAUUAAAAAGUAACUUUUAAUAAAUAAAUCUAAAAUAAGAAUAUAAAAGGCUCAGGCCAUGACCCAUGCUCAUAAAAGUUUACAUAACUCAGAUACAAAUUGGUCCCAUUAUUAUAUUGCCUCAAGAGAUGACUUCUCUUUUGGGCUGUAGUAGGUGCAGGGGGCAUAUGGACGGUGGGAGGAUAGUGCCUGCAGUGGGAGCAGUGAGGGAUAGGGGCUGUAGUGAGUACAGGGAGGGAUAAGGUUAUGUAUGUCUUUAUUGCCAGUAAAAUGAUACUAGCCAACCGUGCGACAUAGAAAGGCAAGGUAACAUUAUGUAUGUGUAUAUUGCCAGUACAAUGAUACUAGCCAACCGUGCGACAUAGAAAGGCAAGGUAACAUUAUCUAUGUGUAUAUUGCCAGUACAAUGAUACUAGCCAACCGUGCGACAUAGAAAGGCAAGGUAACAUUAUGUAUGUGUAUAUUGCCAGUACAAUGAUACUAGCCAACCGUGCGACAUAGAAAGGCAAGGUAACAUUAUGUAUGUGUAUAUUCCCAGUAAAAUGAUACUAGCCAACCGUGCGACAUAGAAAGGCAAGGUAACAUUAUGUAUGUGUAUAUUGCCAGUACAAUGAUACUAGCCAACCGUGCGACAUAGAAAGGCAAGGUAACAUUAUCUAUGUGUAUAUUGCCAGUCAAUGAUACUAGCCAACCGUGCGACAUAGAAAGGCAAGGUAACAUUAUCUAUGUGUAUAUUGCCAGUACAAUGAUACUAGCCAACCGUGCGACAUAGAAAGGCAAGGUAACAUUAUGUAUGUGUAUAUUGCCAGUACAAUGAUACUAGCCAACCGUGCGACAUAGAAAGGCAAGGUAACAUUAUGUAUGUGUAUAUUGCCAGUAAAAUGAUACUAGCCAACCGUGCGACAUAGAAAGGCAAGGUAACAUUAUGUAUGUGUAUAUUCCCAGUAGAGUGAUACUAGCCAACCGUGCGACAUAGAAAGGCAAGGUAACAUUAUCUAUGUGUAUAUUGCCAGUAAAAUGAUACUAGCCAACCGUGCGACAUAGAAAGGCAAGGUAACAUUAUGUAUGUGUAUAUUGCCAGUACAAUGAUACUAGCCAACCGUGCGACAUAGAAAGGCAAGGUAACAUUAUCUAUGUGUAUAUUCCCAGUAAAAUGAUACUAGCCAACCGUGCGACAUAGAAAGGCAAGGUAACAUUAUGUAUGUGUAUAUUCCCAGUAGAGUGAUACUAGCCAACCGUGCGACAUAGAAAGGCAAGGUAACAUUAUGUAUGUGUAUAUUGCCAGUACAAUGAUACUAGCCAACCAUGCGACAUAGAAAGGCAAGGUAACAUUAUGUAUGUGUAUAUUGCCAGUAAAAUGAUACUAGCCAACCGUGCGACAUAGAAAGGCAAGGUAACAUUAUCUAUGUGUAUAUUGCCAGUAAAAUGAUACUAGCCAACCGUGUGACAUAGAAAGGCAAGGUAACAUUAUCUAUGUGUAUAUUUGCUAACUAGUCAUGUGAGAUAGAAAAGGUAACAGGUAACUUUAUUUAUGUGUAUAUUUCUGGUUACUUUUUUUGCCAUUUUUCAAAGAAGCACAUGUUCAGUAGUUCAGAUGAGUUAUCAGCUGAUGCUACAUUUUGUUAGGCAUAAACUGAAUAUCAAAUCAGUGAAUGAAGCCCAUCACCACACAGUUACGUUGAUGAUAAGACAAUAGAGGGAUGCUGUGUUUUUCUGUAGCUGAGUGGCUAUUAAUGUGUCUAUUAUUAACUGCGAACCUUUUCCCAACACCCUCUCUUUUGUAGGUCGUUUUUGCAGUUGGUGCUUUGGCGAAGGCUACAUAUGACCGCAUGUUCAAGUGGCUUGUUAGUCGAAUUAACAGGACGCUGGACACAAAACUAUCCAGACAGUUCUUCAUAGGAGUCCUGGAUAUUGCCGGCUUUGAAAUAUUCGAGGUAAUUCUUCUAUUCAGCCUAACGUUAAAGAAAAAAAACAGCAAUAUACAAAAAAGCAUUUUCCUACAUUCAAAAUUGAUUUUGUGUUCCUUAUGGUUUAAUUUUCUUUUUUUUAAAUUUAUUUAUUUCUUUUUAUUUUAUAUUAUAUUUUUGCAUUGCAUAAGGUUAUUACAGACACGCCUGAGGCACCCCAAUGGCAAUCUUCAGGCAUAACAUCACGCUUAACAUUUGGGGCACCAGAGCUAACAUGCACAAUUUUAAAUUAUAUUAAAUUAAAGCAAGGUUUAAGCAGGUAAGGCACAUGAGUGUAACUAAAACUUUGAGACAAGUAAAAAAUAUGCUACAUGCCUGUCUAGGGAGAUGUGGUUCCACCUUGAGGGUCUUAGUGUAAUAGGAGUGAGAGUCUGGGUUGGUUAGAGCAUUUGGAGACUUGCCAGCUGAAGAGUCUGUAUGCGUUAUUGGGAGAGAUGCAGGAAGGCUUCCUGUCUCUCAACCUAUGCCCAUCAGUGACAGGUCACAGUCCCAUUGAGUGGUGCUAGUCUGCCAGUCAAGUACUGUCUAAGUCGGCAAGAUGGCACUGUGGUGAUAAGUCAGGCGGUGCAAGGUGAUCCGCUGUCCGCUUCGUGUUUCAUCCCACUCAGAGAACUCCUGCCCGGGCUUGGACAAGCCCCUCCACAGCCCAUGUCUGUGUGAAACUUUUCUCCAGCACUGCCGCUGCUGUCCACCUUGCCUGAGACGGGUCUUCACAGGGCCGGCAGCCACGUGGCGGUUCAUUUUCUUUUUUUAUAUCUUUAUUAACAUGGCAUAUUUUAUUGUAUAAAAAAAAUGAUUCUUGACUUUUAUUUAAUGUGAUCUCUAGAGUACGAUGUGACACACUUGGUCCCAAACAGUUAUUACACACAUAUUUGGUUAUUAUAUUGUAAUAUAAAACAUACUGACUUUUAUCGGGAGGAAUGAGCUUAAAACAGCAUAAAAAAUACUGCACAAAUUCUGUUGUACUUUCACAAUGUGUUCGUCAAAAUAUGGAUUAAAACAAAAGGUAUAUGGUCAGUUAUCUCUUUGAUGCUUUUUAUUCCACACUUGGGGUAAAUUGGAGUUUUUUUCAUAAUAGGGAUUUCCUAGUAUAGCAGGUGUAACGAAAAUUAAAGGAACACUAUAUUCAUCUGAAUUACUUUAGUAAAAUAAAGCAGUUUUAGUGUAUAGAUCAUUCCCCUGCAAUUUCACUGCUCAAUUCACUGUCAUUUAGGAGUUAAAUCACUUUGUUUCUGUUUAUGCAGCCCUAGCCACACCUCCCCUGGCUAUGAUUGACAGAGCCUGCAUGAAAAAAAAACUGGUUUCACUUUCAAACAGAUGUAAUUUAACUUAAAUAAUUGUAUCUCAAUCUCUAAAUUGAACUUUAAUCACAUACAGGAGGCUCUUGCAGGGUCUAGCAAGCUAUUAACAUAGCAGGGGAUAAGAAAAUCUUAAUUAAACAGAACUUGCAAUAAAGAAAGCCUAAAUAGGGCUCUCUUUACAGGAAGUGUUUAUGGAAGGCUGUGCAAGUCACAUGCAGGGAGGUGUGACUAGGGUUCAUAAACAAAGGGAUUUAACUCCUAAAUGGCAGAGGAUUGAGCAGUGAGGCUGCAGGGGCAUGUUCUAUACACCAAAACUGCUUCAUUAAGCUAAAGUUGUUCAGGUGACUAUAGUGUCCCUUUAAAAUAAGUUUCAAAUUCCACAAAAACUGUAAAAGUAUGUAUGUAUCAAGCCCAAUUGUUACAAUCCUCCCCAUUCCCCGUCUCUCUCUACCGUACCCCUUAUGUUUUUUGAAGAAUGACAAAACAAUAAGAAUUGCCAAAUUUAAAAAAAUAAAACAAAAUUAGUUUCAAAUUAAGUGAUUUUCAGAAGAAUAAAAAUCAUAUUAUUCACACUGUAUGUCUCUAUUUUUUAUGAUUUAUAAAUGCUUGUUUCAAAAUUUUCUUUUUUUUUAAAUUAUUAUUAAAAUUCUAUUUUGAAUGUAAUAUUGAAACCAUGCCGUUAUCUGUCAUUAACAGUGUUUUUAUUUUUUUUAUAUUUUACAGUAUAACAGUUUUGAACAGCUCUGCAUCAAUUUCACCAAUGAGAAACUGCAACAGUUUUUCAACCAUCACAUGUUUGUCCUAGAACAGGAGGAAUAUAAGAAGGAGGGAAUCGAGUGGGUGUUUAUUGAUUUUGGGUUGGACCUUCAAGCUUGCAUUGACUUAAUAGAAAAGGUACCAUCUGCAAUAAAACAUAGAUAAUGUGAACAGAUGCAACCUGUGUUGGCUAGCACAAAAUGUGGAGUAAUGCGUAGGAUGAAGUAGUGAUACACGCAGAAACGUUGGUGGGAUUGUACAAAGAAGGAAGUGUGGUGUGGAGGACAGAGUUAUCUGUGAAAAGAUGAUUGAAUGGUGGAGAACAAUGACUGGUUGGUGUGGGUCAGGUAAAAUAAAUGAGAUGGUCAGGAAAAUUUGACAGGGUAGUGCAGAGUAUGUGUAAAUUGUCCAAGAAGAGUGCAAGGAUGGUGCAAGAAUGGUACAGGAAGUAUAAGACAGAUGGACAUGAAGAAUGGGCAUGAUGUAGAAGAUCAAAACCUUGUGUGUGUGUGGGUGCAGAGAGACAGAGAAAACAUUCAGGAAGUAGCAGAGAGAUAGGUUGGAAAAGUCAUCUGGAAGAGAGAGUGGUAAGGUAAGGUGAUGAGAGGUGGCUUUGGAGAAUGGUAGAAUAAUGUCAAAACAGAACUAGCAUGGGUUGGAGGAGGGAAUGUAAAAAUGCUAAUCUAUUAUUAAUUAGAUCUUUUUUCAUUGGAAGGUUUAAGGAAAGUAAGAGUUUAGCGUACUAUCUACACCUAAUAUAAUGUGUACAUAAUCUAUAAAUGUAAAUAUAUGUAUUUGGAUGUGGAUUAAAUCUAAAUAUGGGCUGAUCUCCUGACCCACAUUCUUCUACCAGCCUUUAGGUAUCCUGUCCAUCUUGGAAGAAGAAUGCAUGUUCCCAAAGGCAUCAGAUAUGAGCUUCAAAGCAAAGCUUUAUGACAAUCACUUGGGAAAGUCUCCCAACUUCCAGAAGCCGAAACUCGACAAGAAACGCAGAUAUGAACCUCACUUUGAGCUGGUCCAUUAUGCUGGAGUGGUAUGUAUUUUUUUAAGUAUUUUGCCGCUAUGAUGUGAGCAUUUUUUCAUCCACCCCUUCACUUCUCAUACACGCAGUGCUUCAGUGGCAGUGAGGGCUUCACAGUGUGAGAAGUGAAGAAACAUUGUCUGACAUCUCUCCCCCAGCCCUCCUGCUUACACAUUGCUGCAUUAUAUUCAACCUCCUUAGAGAAAGAGGAGCACCAGGUUAGACAAUGCAGCAGGCAUGGAGGCAAAAAGUCUGCGUCAGGGUAAAUGGAGCUCUGCCAACUCCACCCCCUGCUGCUAGCAGCCUAUGAGAAUCCAGAGGGCAAGCCUGUCUUUUACGGCAGCAUAUUUGCUCAACGAAAUGAAGGCACUGGGAACAAGUGGCGACAGCUAAUGAGUAGUAAUAAUUAACAGAACAUAAGCCACACAUGUUUGGCCAAACGUACAUAUCUUAAAGGUGUAUGUAUUCACAAAAAAAGUUAAAAAACAAAACAAAAGAAAAAACGAUUUACAUAGCUUAAUUAAUUAAUUGCAACAGAAAUUAGGGGGGCCCUGCCCCAGCUGACCCUAUGGACGAGCCUCUACUGGCUCGUGGGACAGACUUUUAAAGCUCUGACAAUUCUAGGAUUAAAAAGACAACCUGCUAAUUAUAAAAAAUACAUGUUUCUACAAAAAGAAAAAGCAGUGUAUAAUCUACAGUAGGUACUCUUAUUACUCUCAAAUAUAGCAUGGGUGGCCAGCUAUUUAGGAAUGACAUCUAUCUGAUGGAUAACUAUCCUAUGGCUCACUCCUGGUUUGUAGUUUUGCUAAAUUUUUAGCAUGUACAGUUUUAUUUGUUGAUUUUCUUUCUUUUACACAAAGUUAGAAUAUUUAGAAUAGUGGAUAAAACGGGGAUAAUAAUAAAUAACACCAGUAUUCUUAUGCUUUUCUCACACAUAAUCAUUACGUAUACUAAAGAAAAGGUUUGAUGACCCAACUGACUGCUUGACGAUGUCUGACCCAGCAGGUAAUUUAAGUCCCUUUGACACCACUACCUGCAACAUACAGUCAGCUUUAAUGUACAAACAUAAGGUUAUCUUAACCUUGAAAGAAACAUGUGUCCAUGUAAUAAAAGUACUGGCUUCAGAUGCUGUUUAAAAAGCUAGAUGACAGGAAUCCCGUGCUAAUCCCUGGUUUUGACAGGUAUCUCACGCUAAUCUCUCAUUUUGACAGGUACCCUACAAUAUUAUGGGCUGGUUGGAUAAAAAUAAGGACCCUCUGAAUGAAACCGUUGUGACAGUCUUCCAGAAAUCUUCAAAUAAACUGCUGGCCAGUCUGUAUGAAAAAUAUGCUGGCUCCUACUCAGGUAACAGCCUUAUUAUUCUUAAUUCAAAUAUUCUUACACUGUUACAAACAACUUGAUAUACAGCAGACGGUCCCCAUAAUAAAAAGGAAGAAGGUCCUUGAUCAUGAGAUGAUAUACAGCAGACGUUCUCCAAAAUAAAAGGGAAUAAGGACCCUGGAAGUCUUCAGGGUGUUAGAGCAUAAGACAGACAGAAGGUUCACUGGGGAUCAGCUCACUUGUGUUGUUUGAUGUUUUCUAGGGGUUGCUAUGAUGUGAAGAGAUGGGGUGGGGGGAGUUUGCUGUAGCAAGAAACAUAUUGACGAGAACGAGAUGCCAAGGGCAAAGACCGAAUUAGAGAGACAUGGUCAGCGUUCAUCAAGCCUUCUGUAUGAACACGCAGGCUUGGUAUGGAAGUGGGUCCAGUGUACAAGCCCCAUUUUUUUACGGCAAAGAGAUUACGUUUACUGACUCUUACAAGCUUUAUAAUUAUACAGUUAUAUGCAACUCCAUUCAAAUACAGGACAUUGCAUUGAAUCCUCGAGACCCACCAACAGUUCAGGCUUUAUCAGUGUUUUCAUUGGAACAGUAUUGGGAAUGGCUUAAACCCUGGACUCUAUGGGUGCUUGAGGACUAAGAUGGAACAGCUGACCUAGAUAAUGUAAUUAGUUACAGGAGAUAUAUCUAUGAGAUAUGACAUUUCUGCAGAUUCAAUGAUUUUAUUGAGGUUGCAGAGUUUAACACAGAGGAAAUAAACAAAUUAUGCCAAAAUAUCAAUGGUGGAAAAAUUGCCCAAUGUGUCUGCUGUGGCCUACAUUUUAAAAAUAUUUCUUUUAAGCCACUGCAAUCCAUUAUUUAAUUAAUAAAACACUACAGCUGUCGGUAGGUAACAAUAACACACAUAUGUUACUUACUAAAUUGAGAUUAUAAAACCAAAGCAACAUGUGUUACAGCUAUCAUAUUCAGCAGUCUUAAUAAUCUACCGUAAAGCAUAUACCAACAAGGGAUAUCUAUAGAAAGGCUGUUUAACCCAUGUUUAGUGGUUACGUUUAUACUGCUAGCAGCUGCACAGAGUAAAGGUCUUCCAAUCUCAAAUAAGGGUCUUCCAAUUUUAUUAUACCAGUGUAAUAGCAUUAUGGGUUUAGGUUAGCUCUAAGAUAAUUUGCCUAAUGAAUAUCCACCAAAGUGGCAAAUCUUAGGGGCACCCCAAGAAUUAUUGACUCCCUACUUCUCAAAUAAGAUGGGACCAAAUAUACUAUAAAUUCUGAUACAUUGAUGGAAAAUUUGUGGCAGGAUACACUUUGAUGAAUUUCAAUGUAUACUUAGCACGGCAUGGCUCUAAAGAGUCUGGUUUUGUUUUUGAUUGACAGAGGAACAUCAUAAAACCGGCGUCAAAGAAAAACGCAAAAAGGCAGCUUCAUUCCAAACCGUAUCACAGCUUCACAAGGUAAGGACCCAGAGGAAUCCAGAUCAGUGAAGCAAAGCACAGAUCUAAAGUGUGAAAUGGAAAUGGAAACAUAUAAAUAACAAAUAGGGCUAUGCAUCCAAUGGUAAUGAAGCCUCCCUUACUGUACACACAGUGAUAAUAUUUCUUAAAGGGACACUACAGUCACCUGAACAACUUUAGCUUAAUGAAGCAGUUUUGGUGUAUAGAACAUGCCCAUGCAGUCUCACUGAUCAAUCCUCUGCCAUUUAGCAGUUAAAUCCCUUUGUUUAUGAACCCUAAUCACACCUCCCUGCAUGUGACUUGCACAGCCUUCCAUAAACACUUCCUGUAAAGAGAGCACUAUUUAGGCCCUUCUUUAUUGCAAGUUCUGUUUAAUUAAGAUUUUCUUAUCCCCUGCUAUGUUAAUAGCUUGCUAGACCCUGCAAGAGAAUCCUGUAUGUGAUUAAAGUUCAAUUUAUAGAUUGAGAUACAAUUAUUUAAGGUAAAUUACAUCUGUUUGAAAGUGAAACCAGUUUUUUUUUUCAUGCAGACUCUGUCAAUCAUAGCCAGGGGAGGAGUGGCUAGGGCUGCAUAAACAGAAACAACGUGAUUUAACUCCUAAAUGACAGUGAAUUGAGCAAUGAAAUUGCAGGGCAAUGAUCUAUACACUAAAACUGCUUUAUUUAGCUAAAGUAAUUUAGGUGACUGUAGUGUUCCUUUAAUAUUCCUCUAUACGCAAUGCUAACGGCAUUAACUGCUACUGUUCGCACAGUGAAAUAGCGAUACCCUUUACUGUACACACUAUGGUAAUGAUCCCUCACUGCAUACACAAUGAUAUUUAAGUUUGCCCUUACUGUGCUCACUGAUAAUUGAGUAUCCACUUAGUGUAUACACCAAUUAUGCUGUCUUUCUUUACUGUACACACUGAUCUUGGUGCAUGCCCUUAUGCACACAAAAUGAUAAAUGGUCCAUCCAAAGUGAUAGAAUAUCCUCCUUUUUCUGUUCAAACCAUGCAAAUGGGACCCAUCCAUACUGUACACACACAAAUAAUGCUCUCCCUUUAAUGUACAAACAGUGAUAUACAGUUUAUACAAAGUAAUAAUGGACAUACCCUACUGGGUACACUUAGAAGUGUGAAUAUUAUGUACAUACAAAUCUUUACUGUACCCUUAAAUAAUUAUUUUAAUCCUGCUGUUAACCUAGCAAGCCCACAUUUUCUGAGCAGAUAUUGUUAGUAUAUUGAUCACAACAACAGGCCUUAAAUUAAAUUGAUAAAAACAUAAUUAAAGUUUACCUUUAAACAAAUAGCUGGAGUUAAAUGAAAGUUUUAAUAGUUCAAAUAGACCGAGAAAAUCGGACUUUUGACUUAGAAUGAUUGAAACCAUUGGUAAAAAAAAAUCAGUGGUAAGCUUUGUAUUUGGGAAAUCGAAGAAUAUAUCUAAGCGGUGAACAAAAGCUACAAAAAUAAAAGUAAUGAAGAAAAAAGAAAAAAACUUUACACUUAUAGAUAAUGAUAAACAAAAACAAAAAUCUAUGCAAGGUAGCUUAUUUGAUAUGUACGAUUCAUUGCCAACUUGGUUAGAGGGAUUCUAAUCCCUACUGAACACACAGAUUCCAAAGGCACCUUGUUCACACCAGUGGUAAUUCCAUAGCUCCAUCAUCUCAAUACAUUUUUGUACCAGUAAAAAGAUGGACUACAUAAUCCUGCGUCCAUCUAAAAUAUACUGGGUAGUAGCAAAGUUCUCCAGUAUACCAUAACCAGAUUAGAAUUCAGUUUGAAAUGUAGAAAGUUCCAUUAAAGCAACAUUCUCAUUGAUUGGUAGAUUAAAAUAUAUAAUAUAAGAAUUGACCACUUUAUUAAUGGUGCAUCUUCUCUUUGAGAGUGAGGACGUUAAGACUUGCAGUGAUGUUUAGUUAAAUCUACUUUAUGAACAUCACUUUAAGUCUGUACUUCUUCACUUUCAUCUCUACAAAUCAAAUGAAGGUGAGAAAGAGGAUGAGAGAUCGGUAAGAACUGUUUCAAAAAAGUAUGUUUUUUUAAAUCUUUUUUUGUAGUAUAUUUUAAAUUUAGAUGUUUUAUGCAUUGAAACCUUAAACACUAAAUUUAAAUUACAUUUUUCUUCUUUUAUAAGUGAAUGUUUGUUAGUCUGAGCACCAAAGCCUGGUUAGCAUACAUUCUUCGGUAUUGCUUUGUGUAUAUUUUUUGUGUUUAUUUUUUGUAGCCCACCUUCUCCUGCUAUCAGUCAGUCACAAUAUCUUCUUCUAAUAGAAACUUGACAAAGACUCCGGCAUGGAGUCAAAACGUUGUAAUUUGGCUUUUUCCUAGAAAAAGCCUUCUUUAUGCCUCAAAUUGUGUGCCCCCAACCCUUCUUGCAAUUAUUCACAAUAUCUUGCUCUGUCCAAGAUAUUUUAGUUUUGACCAUUAUUGGUAUUGUUAGACAUGGUUAAGCUUAAUGCUAUCUUUAAGACUUUUAGACACCAACUGGAAUCGAACUUGCAAGUUUUAAUAUACCUCCGAUCAGAGCUGUGUGUUCAAAUCAGUCCAUACCAGUAGACUGCUAAACACUAAUGCCAAUCUAAUGGUUCUCUAUGAAAGCAAUGGAUUGGUCAGAAUAUUGGUAUUAUUGAUAUAUAGUAGUGCACUGCUUAACCCUCUUGUAUUAAAAGCUGAUUAAAAAUGUAAGCGUUACUUUACUUUCGAUACAUUCUAAACUAUCUGUUUGUGUUUGUCAUGUAGGAAAAUCUGAAUAAGCUGAUGACCAACCUUCGGUCAACGCAGCCCCACUUUGUGCGGUGCAUUAUCCCUAAUGAGAGCAAAACCCCAGGUAGGAAAAACACUACAUCUGUUAAAAUCCACUCUACCUGGUCUUGUAUAAAACAGGGAAAUUGGUGAAGGGCUGUAGGGUUUAACGCAGUGUCCUCUCUUCUUACUCUACAAAAGUGUCAAUCUCAGCUUGAAAGAAAAGUCUCCAGUGUUAACCAAAAUGUUGCACAUGCUUUAAACCUGCCUUGGUCCUUACACCCAAUUUUGUGCCAUGUCUCUUACUGUUACUGGAUUCACAGAAAAAUGGUUUACUCUGGACCAGAGGCAAUUGGGUGGUCCUGUAUGUCAGUGCUCCUCAACCCUCUCCUCAAGGUACACCUAAUAGUCCAGGAUUGAGGGAUUACUCGGGUGUGUCUAAGGUGUUUAGAAAAAAAUCAAAAACAAACACCUUAGCGUCCAAAGUGAUUUUUUUUUUGUUUGUUUCUUUUAAACACCUUAGACACACCAGGGUAAUCCCUCAAUCCUGGACUGUUAGAUGUGCCUUGAGGAGAGGGUUGAGGAGCACUGACAGAAUUUGUCUAUUUCAAGAAGUAUCUGUAUUUUUAUAAAAUGUCUGAGUUGCACCUGUAAUGGAUCCCCUAUACUCUGACUGAGUAUCAAAUCUCGAAUGAAGCAGUGAUUAAAGCUCUGAGCUACCCAAACAUCAGCCUAGACUUGAUGAAGGGUACAACAGGAAUGUUUUAUUAUGGCCAGAUGGCCUGCUUAUAUACACAUCAAGAAUACAGUCAAACACGCCCAGAACACUCCCACAACACACCCAUGAAUUUCUGAGUCAGAAUGACUGUGCAUACAAACAUAAAAUGUAAAAAAUACAUAAAAAUACAUAUAAGACAUAGAGGAACUCCCACAAAUAUUAUAUUGUUAGAUAGCCAUGAUCUGAGCACCCAAGUUCUCCAAAUAGCGCUCAGAUCCAUGCAGUGUAGGGGAAAUGCCACCGUGUUAAAAUUCUGACCAGACGCACACGUGGUCCUAUACCCAAAACAGUUCCAGGAUGUAGCGGAGGCCUGAUAUUUCACAGGUUAACUCCAUUAAGAUCCCAGUGAGGCUCAGGAACAAGUGAUGAAAAAUCCCAUAAAGUAAUAAUUCCAGCAAGCAAGGUAAUCCAAGAAUAUCCCCAUACAGAUCCCAAUGACUGGACGACACACAGCAUCAGGAGCAGAACUAACUUUUAUUCCACACAACCUCCUUUUAAAGCAUUCUCCCAUGCAAGGGAGGGAUUCACAUUCAUUAGUACAGUAUCCAGUGGAGUAGCAGUUACCUCCCACACAUCUCCUCCCCUCAGUAUGACACUUAAUCCUAUCACACAGGUUAUAGUUUUCCCCAAGUUCUGGAUGUACCCUAAGAUCAGCAGAUACACCAAUACUUUAGGUACCCCCUGGUAGCCCUGAUAUGGGUGACUAACAUAUCCAAAAUUCACCCAGAUCGGACCAGGGGUUCGGGAGUUAGGUGGAGGGUAUAAUUUGACCGACCGCACACGAGGUAUCCGAAAAGGGUUCCAUGUAUUUUGGCCCUCCGGUCUGUCUCCGUUCGGGAGUCGAAAUACAUAUAAAAAGCUGCCAUCCACGAAUAAUAUUACAUUCGUAUGACUCCCCUCAUUCGGUAUUUUAAACUUACCCAUCGGGGAGCUGAUUCGCCUUCCUGUUCGGGAGUUACGGAGCUCUGGAGGUGUCAGCGGUGUUCGGGUAAUUGAGUGUCCGAUUUGAGUUCCAGACACUCGACGACCAAACACCGCUGAGCCUUUCGUGCGUAAGAUGGCCGCCACCACGUGUUCGCAUGCCGAAUGGCGGCCACCCAGACACAUACAUAAAACACCUUUUAGUCUGCGGUUAGCGAGAAGUGUGCAGCUUAACGAGGGACACCUUCACUCUGGGGUGGUCUAUCGGUUCGGUAGUUUCCAUUCGUAUGGAAUACGGAUGGCAACUACUGAACAAUCACAUGAAUCCUACUUUACAAUUAACUACACAGCAGAAAUAACACACGAAUUGCAGUAUUCUCAUAGUCUUUAAGGACAGCCAAAGUACCAUCCCCUACACAGGACAUUUGGUGAUUUUGCUUGUCAACUUUCGGGAGCUCCUGGGGCUGAAAUACGGGGUGCUCCAGCGGGCUUGUAGGUAGCGUUUGUUCCCCUUAGCCUCAGACACCUUCCCUCCAAAAAGCACUCUGGCGGAUUUCAAAGUGGUUCAAAACCCCGAACCAAGUUGUCCGGGAACCGCAUGGUCAUCUCAUGCCUAAAACAGUUCCAUAACAUUCGCGGCUAAGUCCCGCUGAGGUGACCGGAACCCACGAUGUCCUCAUGCCGAAAUUAGUUCCAUAUCGGCUAAGUACCGCUGGGACUAUUCGUGGGUUUGGUUCAUGCGAAUGGCCACCAGAGAGCCAGCUUUCAUUUCCAUUCGCAUAAAGGGAAAGUGCCGAACCAGGGCCACCCAGGGCAAGCAAUAAACAGAAACAGAAAGUGCCGAACAGGGUCUUUGUAUAUGGCCCAUAGUCGGUGGGCAGGAGGCUAACUUCCACACUCCUCCAGGAGUUCGUGGCAAACGUCCAGGGUAAAGAGCAUUUGUCACAGCACCUGCUAAUCUCAAUCAGACUCAGAUGCUCUUCCUCAUUCACUUUGUACCUAGCACAAAACAGAGGUGGGUGCGUCUCAUAGAGAGGUAUGUGAAGCAUUGCAUAUGUACCAUGGCAAUUACUGCGCAUGCACCCUGCAUAACAAUGCUACUCUAAUGGAGGCUUUGAAUUGGCCAGGAGAUAUCUCAGUAUUGAUGGAGGGAGAGUAGCACUGUGAAGAGCAGAGUAUCGCUGCUGGAUUAUAAAUUAAUCCUUAUUUUAGAAUCGGUGUGGACAUGGACUAUAAAAACCCCCAUCGUUACAAACAAAGCUGUUUAUUUGUGUUCUUGAAAGGGACACUAUAGUGACGAAAACAAAAGUUUUUGUGUAAAGACCAUGCAUUUGAAGUUUCACUACUCAAUUCUUUGCCGUUUAGGAGUUCAAUCAUGUUUGUUUCUGUUUAUGCAGCCCUAGCCACACCUCCCCUGGUUGUGACUCACACAGCCUGCAUGAAAAAAAAAAUAGUUUAUUUUUCAAUCUGAUGUUACUUAAUGUAAAAGAUUUUAUCUCCUGCUCUGUAAAUUGAACUUUAAUUACAUACAAGAAGCUCCUAAAGGGAGCAAGCUAUUAGCAGAGCAGAAGAUAAGGAAUUCUAAAUUAAACGGAAUUUGCAAUAAAGGAAAUGUAAAUAUUAGAUGACUCUUUACAGGAAGUGUUUAGGAAGGCCGUGUAAGUCAUAUGCAGGAAGGUGUGCCUAGGUUUGCAUAAACAAAGAAAUUUAACUCCUAAACGGCAGAGAAUUGAGCAGUGAGAUUGCAGUGGCAUGAUCUAUACACCAAACCCGCUUCAUGAAGCUAAAUUUGUUUUAGUGACUAUGGUGUCCCAUUAAUGUCCAGCAAGAAAGAAUUUACAGAAACUGUUACACUGUUUGUUCUUAGUGUUUACAGCUCUUGAGUUGGUUUUACCCUUUUUGUUCAAGGGUCAAUCUCUUGCUUACAAUGGCACAAUUUAAUAAGCUUUACAAAUCAUUCAAUAUUGCUAGAAGAACGUUCUAAUGAAUUAUCUACAAAAAUUUCCUUGGACCUUAAUGGUUUCUUCUGUAGAUAAAUCAUUUGAAAAGUUUUUCUAACAGUAUUGAACAGGCCCGGACUGGCCAUCGGGCACACCGGGCAAAUGCCCGGUGGGCCGCGGUGGCCGUGGGGCCGAGGCCGGCAGGGAGAUCACAGGAUCUCCCCUGCCGGUCUAUGCAGGGCCAGCGCUACCCGAGCGCCGGCCCUGCAGUAGUCCACGGUGGCCGGUGGGGAGAUCAGAGAUUUCCCUCACUGGCCCACAUGCAGAAUACUGCGGCCGCUGGGGGAGAGAGGGAGGGAGCCAGCCUGCCAGCAGAGGAACCCCGACGGAGCUUUAACUUACAGCUCCGCCGGGUUCCUCGCGCGAGAUUCGGAGCGUUGCCAUGGCAACGCUCCGGGUCUCGCGAGAGUGAACUCUAGCCUCACAGGCUAGAGUUCACUCACCACUAGGACCACCAGGGAUGGAUGGCAGCCCCAGCAGCAGGACCCCCACCCUCACAGGCUAAAGGUAAGCAGGGAGGGGGGAAAUAAUCACCUAACUCACAUCAGCCUCACAGACACCCCUAACACUCACAGCACCCUCACUCACACACACACACACACACACUGCACCCCUGACACUCACAGCACACACACACACACACACACACUGCACCCCUGACACUCACAGCACACACACACACACACACUGCACCCCUGACACUCACAGCAGACACACACUGCACCCCUAACACUUACAGCACCCUCACACACACACACACACACACUGCACCCCUGACACUCACAGCACACACACACUGCACCCCUAACACUUACAGCACCCUCACACACACACACACGCACUGCACCCCUGACAAGCACAGCACACACUCACUGCACCCCUGACACGCACAGCACACACUCACUGCACCCCUAACACGCACACACACACACACUGCACCCCUAACACACAGUCCUCACACGCACAUAGCACCCUCACGCAAACACAGCACCCAUCACUCACACACUACACACCUCACACACACUGCACCCCUCUCGCACACACACUACACCCCUUACACACACACACACAGCACCCUCACACACACUGCACAAUAUGCUUUCCUAGCAUUUUUGUCUCCUGGUAUCCCAACUAUGGAGACACCAGAGACAAAUUUCAAGCAAACACAGUGCAAGCAUGUUAUUGAAUUUUUGCUUGCGCUUCUCUCAGCAGAGCUCUGCGCAUGGUCUACCCUGGAAGAGCAUUGAACCAACAUGCUCACUUUGUGAUGGGGCGUGCUUGUCAUUGGUGAUGACAAAACACACCCUAUCUGGCCCCGCCCCCUUUGUAGUGGGCCGCUGUAAUUAAAAAAUGCCCGGGCCGAAUUAUCUUCCCAGUCCGGCCCUGGUAUUGAAUCAUUUGGAAACUUUAUUAAAUGAAGGCCUAUGUUUGUAAUCAAUGCGUAUUUAACAGGGUUUUAUGUGGAAAAAUAGAUGUAUAGGGAGAACUUGUAAUAAAAAAACCAUUAAAAAAAUCUGGCAGUUCAACCACAGGAUUAUAUCAAGAUUGCACUAACCUUGAUAAGAAUGAGUCUUGUAUGCUACGGUUAUGGAAGGCAGAGACUAUAAUUUUGUUUACCACACUUUUUCAGGUGCUAUAGAUGCAUUUAUGGUCCUUCACCAACUAAGAUGCAAUGGUGUUCUAGAAGGGAUUCGAAUCUGUCGCAAAGGAUAUCCUAACAGGCUUCUAUAUGCAGAGUUUAAGCAACGGUGAGCCAUUUGUCUCUUUUUUGAUAGGUGUAGAAAUAACUAUUAAAACCUCUGAUUAACAUGUCACAUGCUUUUAUUUUAGGUAUCGAAUUCUCAAUCCUAAUUCAAUCCCAGAUGAUAAAUACGUUGAUAGCAGAAAAGCCACGGAAAAACUGCUGGGUUCAUUGGACAUUGACCACACACAGUACAAAUUUGGCCACACCAAAGUAUGGACAGUCAUUUCAUGCUUUUGGUGUAUUCAGUUACUUGUUUCCAGGUUUUAUUGGCUCUGGCUAAUUAACAGUUUGAAAUGUAACAUGAUGUUUCUCCUUCAGGUCUUCUUCAAGGCUGGGUUGCUGGGGCAGCUGGAAGAAAUGCGGGAUGAACGCUUGGCCAAGAUCAUCACUAUGCUGCAGGCAAGAAGUCGAGGGAGACUGAUGAGAAUUGAGUACCAAAAAAUCAUAGCAAGAAGGUAAGUGCUUAUUUCCUGUUUCCAUAACUGCUCAUAACGUGUUCACUUCCUUUUGUAAAGAAUACGCUUCAGUGUUCGGCGAUAUUACCAAAGCUUCUCUGUCAGUAUUUGUUAAGAUGUCUAUUACUAGUUAUUAAUACAUUGCUGCCCUGCUGAUGUAGGGAUGCAUUGUUGGUGAUCCAGUGGAAUAUUCGUGCUUUCAACGCUGUCAAGAAUUGGUCUUGGAUGAAGCUUUUCUUCAAAAUUAAACCAUUGCUGAAGUCGGCACAGACUGAGAAGGAAAUGGCCAAUAUGAAGGAAGAAUUUGUGAAGUUGAAGGAGGCUUUGGAGAAGUCUGAAGCUAAGAGGAAGGAGCUGGAAGAGAAACAAGUCACCUUAGUGCAGGAGAAGAAUGACCUUGGUCUGCAGCUUCAAGCUGUAAGUAAUUUAUCACGCACAUUGAAAUGUUCAUAUAAUGCUGUUCUGGGUCUUCUGUUAUGUCCAUCUAAGAAUGUAUUGUGUACAGUAUAUGAGAAGAUGCCUAAGUGGAAUUCAACAUAGCAUUCUAGAUUCUAUUUAGAUUGCAGGUAACUGUAUUAUAUUCAUUCUACUUAUAUUUUGCACUACACACUCACUGGCGCACUCUGAAAUCAAAAGGUAUUAACAGGACCUGGUAAGGGAAGGAGUGUGCUUUUAUCAAAGAAGUUGUAAUAUAACAUAUGAAAACAGAGAUUAAGCAUUCAUCUAAACAAGCAUACAUUAAAAAGGUACUACUGUGACCAAAAGUUAUAUAUAACGUUUUCAGGAAGUUUGAUUUUUACAUUGAAAACCUGGGCAGUUUUAGGAGUCAAAUUGCCCAAAGCCUGGCUAUGUCCUCUUUUCAUCUAUUCAUUUCAUCUGAUGCUGAUGAUUCUGUUGAAGGGAUGUGGAAGACUGGAAUAUAAUAGUCUUUUUGACUGCAGGAACAAGAUAAUCUUGCUGAUGCUGAGGAGCGUUGCGACCUACUGAUCAAAACAAAAAUCCAACUGGAAGCCAAACUAAAAGAGUUGGCGGAAAGAGUGGAGGAUGAAGAGGAAAUGAAUUCUGACUUGACUUCGAAGAAACGCAAGUUGGAAGAUGAGUGUGCUGAGCUAAAAAAGGAUAUUGAUGACCUGGAGAUUACUCUGGCCAAAGUUGAGAAGGAGAAGCAUGCGACUGAAAACAAGGUCAGUUCUUUCUUUUUUUUUAAGUUUGCUGGCCUUUGUGAGAUUGUCUGUUUCUUUAAUUGGAACCCUCUACUAUGCUUUGAAAUAUGAAUCAAGGUUGAAGAGCUUUCUUUUUUUUGCCCAAUAAAUUGUAUCUGUGUCAUUCAUGGUAUGGACUUAUUGCAUUAUUUAGGUGAAGAACCUUGUAGAGGAGAUGGCAGCUCUGGAUGAGAUCAUUGCUAGACUGACCAAAGAGAAGAAAGCCCUACAGGAAGCUCACCAGCAAGCUUUGGAUGACUUGCAAGCAGAAGAAGACAAAGUCAAUACGCUUACCAAGGCUAAAGCCAAGUUGGAGCAACAAGUGGACGAUGUGAGUUAAAUAGCUUUACUUAGUAAAAGGAGUUAGACUUUAGAUGUUUGUAAUGCUUUCUAAUAAUUUGCCCAGGGCCUUGGUGGUAUGUAGUUACACACUUGUGAGGUGGAAUUGGUAAUACCCUAACCUGUCUUUCCAUAUUAGUAAAAGAAGAAAAUAUUCUAUAGGCACUUUAUCUUUAAAUCAAUAGUUUACAAGAUUAUUUUUUUUGUCUUUUUUAAGAUCUAACAAUAUAAAUGUUUCAAUAUGUAAAUGAAGGCUCAUUUUCAUCAGAAGGAGAAAAAAAAAUAGAUAUUUGGUAUUGGUAAGACAUUUUGUGUCAACUCCAACAAAUUUCACACCUUGCCUACAGCUGGAAGGGUCCCUGGAACAGGAGAAGAAGCUACGGAUGGAUUUGGAGCGUUCAAAACGUAAGCUAGAAGGUGAUCUAAAACUUACCCAGGAGUCGGUCAUGGAUCUAGAGAAUGACAAGCAGCAACUGGAAGAGAAGCUGAAGAAGUAAGUACCACGAUUAUUUUUAUUUUUUUGUGGAUGGAAAUGGUCUCCCCCAAGUAACUGUUAAGAAAAUAUUUUAUGGAUUUGCUUCUGAUGGUCAAUGUUUGCGAAUAAUAACCUAAUAAUAUUAUAGCACUGGUGGUUUUAAUGUCUGUGGAAUCUAUGAAUGUCUAUUAGGGCAAUGAAAAUAAUCUCAGCAUUUCAUAUUGCGUUUUGAAACUUCUAACUACUUGAGGACUUUUUAAUUACCAUGCAAAAUAUUGUUUGUGAAAGAAGAGGGAAUAUAUGAUUUCGUAUAGCUGUAUUAAAUAAAACAGUACUCUGAGAUACAUUCUAUGAGUGCAAAGCCAACAGUGAAUUUUACCGGGUUAAGAAGACAUGGUCUAGAUCCUUUACAUCUUAUAAAUGAAAGAUAUAUCAAGGUACAUAAACCGUCCUGUAUAUGCCUAUCUUAAGAUGUCUGUAUCAGGAGAUAGAUCUAUGAUUUGUGUAAUGGUAUUCAUAUGUUAUUUAUUUUUUUCCAUAGGAAAGAUUUUGAGAUCAGCCAACUAAACUCUAGGAUUGAGGACGAACAAAUGAUGUGUGCUCAACUGCAGAAGAAAAUAAAGGAACUACAGGUAAUUGUUUGCUUAUUCGCAAUAAUAGUGUGUCGGAUGUCUGGUUCAAACUUUAUUAAACAUAUUAAUUGUACUAAAUAGGGAAAGCCAUAUUAAGUAUGGCUUAGCAAGUAGGAGUGGAAUUCAAUUAAACCAUGAGUACACGAACAUCCUUUUGUGUAAAAAAUAAAAACAUCUUUCUUCUUGUUUCCAUAUGUCUGUUUUCUCCAUAGGUUAUCUUUAUCCCUGUGUUUAAAUAAAUAAUUGCAACUUUAGGCUUAUUUACUUAAGAAAAAAAAACAACACAAAUCCACCACUUACCCACCAGUAUGCAUUUUCAUUCUACAAACUGUAUGGCUUCUAAAUAUAAUUAAUUGAUUCCCUCAUCAUAUGCAGAACUCCCUUUGUUCAAGUGUCCAUAUUGUUUAUCCAUUGUACUCCUUAAUUAGUCUUCACUUUUGGGUUCUUCUAUAUAGUUCCCUCUACCCUGAAAAGCACCCCUUUUCCCACUCAAACGCAAUUUGUCCUUUCAAUAAUUUUUUUUCAUAUAUUGUUAUUUGGUUUCCUAAAUUGUUUAUUGUAUUUUCAUUAAUUUGUUAAAGGUACUGUCAUCUAGUGGGUGAGAUUCCUUUUUUUAUUCCAUAGUCUUUUUAUAAAAUGUCUUGUCACUUUCUGACAUUGCACAUACAGUAUGUGUAUAUUAUUUUAAUCAAAAACUAGAAUUAUCUUGGAAAGCAAAAUGGACAAACUACGACCAGCACCCGAUGAUGAAAUGCUUUUUUCUUAUGAUCCCCCAUCUCUUUUAGAGUAGGAAUGAUAAGACUAAAUGUAAAAUGUUCCUGCAUUGAAUUCUCUCUAGACUAAGUGCCCCAUCUCUGUUGCAGGCACGUAUUGAAGAACUAGAAGAAGAGUUGGAGUCUGAAAAAGCUACGCGCGCUAAGGUAGAGAAGCAACGCUCUGAAGUAGCGAAGGAGCUAGAGGAGUUGAGUGAAAGGCUAGAAGAGGCUGGAGGCGCCACAUCUGUGCAGAUCGAGAUGAACAAGAAGAGAGAGGCGGAAUUCUUGAAGAUGCGCAGAGACCUAGAAGAGGCAACCUUGCAUCACGAGGCCACAGCUGCUGGGUUGCGCAAAAAGCAUGCAGACACUGUGGCUGAGCUCGGGGAGCAGAUAGAUAGCUUGCAGAGGGUCAAGCAGAAGCUGGAAAAGGAGAAAAGUGAAAUGAAGAUGGAGCUCGAUGACUUGUCUUCUAAUAUUGAGCAGCUUAUGAAAAAUAAGGUGAGCAUUCAAUAUUCUAGACAUUGUGAUUGGAUACAAGCCACUUUUUACAUCUGUAUGCUAAGUGUUUACAAGAAGAAACUGUCCAGUUUUAGAAAAAUAACAUGCAUGGUCAGUAUGUAUAGAAGCUGUUAUUGGAAGGCAAAUCCAAUACAGACCAGUCCUUUUUGAUACAUUUUAUUAAUAAAGUCAACAAUUCCCUACAAUCAAAGUUGAUGGUCAUGUUUGAAUUUUUAUGAAAUACAGUUGCCAUCACAUUUCAAAGUUAUACACAUUUUACGGUGCAGGGCAAUGCCGAAAAACUGUGUCGCACUUAUGAAGAUCAGCUGGGUGAGGCGAAGUGUAAGGUUGAUGAGUUGCAGCGCCAAUUAGCCGAUGUCUCUCUGCACAGAGCCAGACUGCAGACUGAGAACGGUAGGUAGAGGCUUUCUUCAUCCAACACCGAGCGGAUAAGUUAAUUAGAUGAAAAGCAAUUUCUGCUGUGAAUACAUUUGUUUUAAUUUUACAAUAUGCAAUAUGUUAUGUGCAAAGUGUAUCUUGUAAGUAUGAAGGAAAUAAUAGCUGCUUUUGAUAUUAGUGUUUCAAAAUCUAUUACUAAGGGAAAUAUAACAAAAUCUGGCGCCGUGUAAAAGGAAUAUUCUAAAAUGUAUGACCUCUUCUUGAGUUUCCAAAAUGCUGGCACACAGAUUUUAAAUCUAUAGGUUCUCAAAGGUCUUCUCCAGACCCCAGCAUUGUAGGUUUUGUAAUUCUCUUCCAUUUACUCAUUGUGAUCACGCGGACAGAUCUACAAUUUUUUUUUUUGGAAGAAAGAUCUUAAAAAUCUGCAAUGUUGAUAAAGAUAGGAAGUUGGCGUUGGUAUCAUAUGAUUUCAUAUAUUAGGGGCCAUGACUCAGUUGCACAUUACAGAAUGCAAGUGAUGACAACUACUGAAAUGUGUAUGUAUCCUUUGGUUGACUAGGAGAAUUAUCCAGGCUCUUGGAAGAAAAGGAAUCUCUUGUCAACCAGUUGAGUCGAGGCAAAGCGUCCUUCACCCAGACCAUUGAAGAACUGAAGAGACAAUUAGAAGAGGAAACCAAGGUAAAGAGCAAAACAAAAUGGCAUAUCAAAUGUUCUAGCCCAUGUUUGCAAUGCAGAAUUUAAUAUUUACAGCCAUUUUGGAGACAUCACACAAUAUAUUGAUAUGCAAGCCCUAUUUUUUCUUUCAGUCAAAAAAUGCACUAGCCCAUGCACUACAGGCAUCUCGCCAUGACUGUGACUUGAUGCGGGAGCAGUAUGAAGAAGAACAGGAGGCCAAAGCUGAAUUGCAGAGGUCUCUAUCUAAAGCAAAUGCCGAGGUGGCCCAGUGGAGAAACAAGUAUGAAACAGAUGCUAUACAGCGAACAGAAGAACUGGAAGAUGCCAAGUAUGUUUAUUAUGCUAAAGGUUUCACAGUGUAAUGGAGCCAGCUAAUCUAUUAGAGGUCAUAAUUUGAUAAUGAAAUGUUGGUAAUACUGUCCUACAUGACAAUAAAGAAAUUGACCUGAAUUGCGGUUUCUUCCUUGUUCAGGAAGAAACUUGCAGCACGUCUUCAGGACGCCGAGGAAGCAGUAGAAGCUGCCAAUGCCAAGUGCUCCUCUCUGGAGAAGACCAAGCAUCGUCUACAAACAGAGAUUGAGGAUUAUGUUAUUGACCUAGAAAGAGCCAACUCUGCUGCUGCUGCUUUGGACAAAAAACAAAGGAACUUUGACAGGAUUCUCAUCGAAUGGAAGCAGAAGUACGAGGAGACCCAGGCUGAGCUGGAAGCCUCACAGAAGGAAUCCCGUAGUCUUAGCACAGAACUCUUUAAGUUGAAAAACGCCUAUGAGGAGUCUCUGGAUAAUUUGGAGACAAUGAAACGGGAAAACAAAAACUUACAAGGUAAUUUAAAAUGAAAAUAAGGUAAAUAAAAUAUACAUGCAUUACAAAAAAAAAAAAAUUAAUCAAGUAGGCUUUCUUUAUCAGGAUCGUAUAGGUCCAUUAUAGGCACAAUAAUGUAAAAUAUUUAAUGUACCUAGUUAAUAUAUUUAAUGGUUUUCUUUUGUACUUUUAAAUUACUAAAUUGCACCUUACUCAAUGAGUGGAAAACGGUUAAUGUUACAUUUCCGUCAGCCAGGUCAUCGAAGCCAAAUCAUGCAUCAGUUUAUCAUUUAAUGAAACAUCUUUUCACUUUAGAGGAAAUUGCCGACCUCACAGAUCAAAUCAGUGCCAGCGGCAAAAUGAUCCAUGAGCUAGAAAAGGUGAAGAAGGCUCUAGAGAGUGAAAAGAGUGAAAUCCAGGCAGCUCUGGAGGAGGCCGAGGUGAGCAAUACAUAAACCUCUCAACUAGAAGACUUAACAGACUUUGAUACAUAGACACAAGGAUAAGAACACAACAGAUUGUAAGCUUGGAGCGAGGCCUUUCUACUUUACCUGUGUUUUUUUUUUUUCUCUGUCUGUCAAAUGGAGCUUGUAAUAUUCUUUACUAUAUCAGGCAUUUUAUAAACUGACCACUAUAUAUCGAUAUAUCCAUAACGGAUGUAUUCGGAAAAACAGGGGUUUAUUUUCUAAACACCAAUUCAGUGUUUAACGGAGAAACCCCACGGUAAUACACAAGGCUAAUGCUGCAUCGACUAAGAGGAUUUAAUUCAGUAAUUUACAGAUAUUCAUUUAAAAGAAUUUGGAGCACUGUCAUGUUAAAUUCAUAUAUAUAUAUUUUCUAAAUAACUUAAAGGAAUCUCAUUAAACCUGAAAAGUCUUAGGAAGAUGUUAGGGUUAUUCUAACAAUAUCUCACCUAUUUGUGAACAACACCCUUGAUCCCCUUUAUUGCAUACAUUAGGAUGCACUUCAUUAUGCAUUAUGUAUUUGCCAAUAUGUGCUUUAUUUUUGGAUGUGUUAGGGAGCCCUAGAACACGAGGAGAGCAAGACCUUGAGAAUUCAGUUGGAGCUGUCACAGAUAAAAGCUGAUGUAGACAGAAAACUGGCUGAAAAAGAUGAGGAGAUUGAGAACCUGAGGUGAGACAAUGGGUUCUCCCCGCCACAUGUCUAUAGAUUCUGUAAUUAAACACCAUAAAAUAAAGUAAAUGCAUUUAUUUAAAAAAAAUAAAAAAUUUGAGAGUAACUACACGAAAGUGUAUGUGCGCAAUUGCACUAUUCCAUCUUGUAUCUGCACAAACUAUCUGCUCGUCCAAUAUCCGUACCUGCAGAAUAUGUAAUUAUGUGCUUUAUGUUUAUAUAAUUUAGGCGCAACCACCAGAGGGCCAUGGAGUCCAUGCAGGCAAGUCUCGACGCGGAAGCCAAGGCCAGGAAUGAAGCUAUCCGGCUCAAGAAAAAAAUGGAAGGAGAUCUCAACGAAAUGGAAAUCCAACUCAACCACGCCAACCGGCAGGCUGCAGAAUCCCAGAAAAUGGUCCGUCACCUCCAAUCUCAGAUGAAGGUUGGUAAUAUUUAAUGCUUUAGCCAAGUGAGCAUACUGGGUGUAAUAGUACAUGUCUUUACAAUACUUUUAUCAAUGUAAUAUGAGCAUUUAGCAGCCAAUACUGUUAUAAAGUUUAACUGUAUUGCCAAAUCAAUAUAUCUCAUGCUUUGAUAAGCAGUAAUAGUUUAAUAACAUGUGAUAUGGGUCUGAUCCUGUAUUUUAGGAUUUGCAGAUUGAGUUAGAUGAUACCCUCCGACACAAUGAUGAUCUCAAAGAACAGGCUGCAGCUCUUGAGAGACGUAAUAACUUGCUCUUAGCCGAGGUAGAGGAACUACGGGCUGCACUGGAACAAGCAGAGAGGGGAAGGAAAUUGGCAGAGCAGGAACUGCUGGAGGCAACAGAGAGAGUCAACCUCCUACAUGCUCAGGUAUACAGAAUGAGAUUACGAAAAUCACAGAAUAACAUUAAGGUUCUGUGAAUAACAUUAAGGUUCUGUGAUAGAAUUAGUAAUAAACUGUAUGUUUUAUGCCCUAGAACACUGGCCUUAUUAACCAGAAAAAGAAACUAGAUGCAGACAUCUCUCAGCUGACCACAGAGGUAGAAGAAGCUGUCCAGGAAUGUCGAAAUGCAGAAGAAAAAGCCAAGAAAGCCAUCACCGAUGUAUGGAGGAUAGAUUUUAACAUCCAACCAUGUGUGAAAUAUUUGAGCAAGAUUUUGUUUUACAAACACAGUUACAACAAAUUUAAUUACACAGAAAUCUAUUCACUAAGCAGCAACGGGUGUUCAGUUGUCCAAAUUCAGCUGUUUGAACCAAAACCCAUUAGGCUAUUUAAAAAAGGCAGAUUCAGUUAGAUCAGCUGUAUUUGCAGUGCACCACCGCAUGACUGCCAUUCAGUUAGCUGUUAAAAUCAAUAAAUCGCUGUACAAGUUCUGUAAUUCAUCUGUUUACAGUUUCAAUUAAUUGAUUUACCUGAAUCUGCAAAAUUCUCUAAUAUCUAAUAAACCAAAUGAUUCCAUAAUUCCUGGUUUAAUGAAUAUCCACCUAAACAUUUUACAUGGUAAAAGGAAUGGGUAUAUAUACCAAAUUGUAGAUUGCUUCUAAGAACUUACUUGAAAUGUGUUACUUUAUUGAGAGAGCAGUUUACCAACAUAUCUACCAUUACACCUUUGAAGUGGAGUGCUUUUCCAUACUUCGGAACGAUAAUCAUAUGUCACGGUUGCAGGCUGCAAUGAUGGCAGAAGAGCUGAAGAAAGAACAAGACACCAGUGCACACCUUGAAAGAAUGAAGAAGAACAUGGAGCAGACCAUCAAAGACCUGCAAAUGCGUCUCGACGAGGCCGAGCAAAUUGCACUUAAAGGGGGAAAGAAACAAAUUCAGAAGCUUGAGGCCAAGGUGGGUUUAAGUUAAAAACAAACAAAAACACCAACAAUUGUGUAUCAAAGUCUUCUCCAUCCCAUAUUUUCCAGAUCCAUAAUUCAACACAAAUAUCAAUGAACUUUAAUUUUGUUCCCAAUCUUUGGUAAAUUGGACGCUUUAAAUUAAAAAUCAUAUAAGAUAUGGCCCUUUGGUGAUUGCGUUUGGUCAUUGUAGAUCCAGGCAGCUUUCUAUAAUGGCCUAUGUUUCUAGGUGAAUCUGUCCUGUGAAUUGUCUGCAUGCCCAUGUAUAGAUGGAGGUUCACAGCUCCAUGACUGUUCUAGGGAAAUCAUUAUAUAUUUCACGUUCUAUCACGUUAUCAUUUUAAUUGGCCAAAAAAAAGCAAUUGCCAAAUGAAAUGAUUAGUUCAAUACGUUGUUUCGGCUUUAAUGUUUUCACUUGCUUUUCAGCUCACAACAGCGUACCAUUGAGCGUUCUAUAAACAAUGUAGAUACAUUCUUAUCAGUCACUCAAAUUGAUAAAACAUUUUAACAGAUCUGUGGAAUUUUUUAUAGAAAGGAAAAAAAAGAAAAUCCAUGCAAACCAGUCUGUUCAUCAAGUUUAAGGUUUUCUUUUUGGGUCAUCUAAAAGACAUCAUACACAAGCGUUCUUAAAAAAUGCUCUACAGAUCUACCGGCAGGUUGCUGAUCUGUUGAAUCUUUUGUUUCCUUGCAAUGUUAAUUGAAUUGAUGCAUUAACCUUUCAUACUAUAUCUAAUACAUGAGCACGUUCAUCAUUGCAGGUCAGGGAGCUGGAAGGUGAACUUGAGAUUGAGCAGAAGAAGAAUGCAGAAACUCAAAAAGGAAUCCGAAAGUAUGAGAGAAGAAUAAAGGAACUCACCUACCAGGUAACAAAAUCAUGGAUUCUAGCUGGAUGGAGGUUAGGGUGUAUUCUUUUAUUUAUUUGGGCUAGCAUUGAGAAAAGACUAAAGCCAGGUAAAAGUAACAGAUAAAGAAAAGUAAUUAUCACUGCUUUAAGCACACUUGUCCUAUUAGAGAAGGAUUACAAUGCCAGAUGUGAUCUGUUACAAAUCUUGGGCCACAUUUUCAAAAUUGGUGUUUUACAUAAUAAACUUUCACCAUGCUGAGGUUCCUAUAGUACAAUGGCACAAAAGGAGGUGGUGGUCAGAGGAGUCCAAUGCGUUUUUGAUUUUGGACCACAGAUUGAAAGUAAUUGAGAAGCACUGAUACAUGUAAAAAAAUUUGCUUUGAAUAGAGGUUACAAAUUAAAGAGAAAGGUCCGUUUAAGCUUCAGAGCCUUGUUAAUAGUCAGCAGGAAUUAGCAUCUGUAUUUUUAGGUUUUAUUUGAAAUGUAAUGCUCACACUCUUUGUAACUCAAGGGGCUGGCCAGAUGUUUGCCUUUGAUGAGUGUUUUCAAUGAUACUGACCACUCAUCUUGGCAAAAAAAAACCAUUUUUUAAAAAUGGAUAGUCUUGCUGAAUUAUAAAAUCUUUAUCCUCUAGACUGAAGAAGAUCGGAAGAACCUGGCCCGCAUGCAGGAUCUGAUUGACAAACUGCAGAUGAAAGUCAAGAGUUACAAGAGGCAGUCUGAAGAGGCGGUGGGUAACUCUAGAACAAUUAUAUGAUUUGUACAAAAACAACAUUACAGAGAAGCACAUACUGAGAGGUUUGUUAAAACACCUCAACGAAGUUAUGACCCGCCUACAAAGUAAUUAUUUAGGGAAUGCAGACAAAUAAAACACACAGACAAAUGUAUGUAAAAUAAAUAUGUAUAUAUUGGUUGUUAAAUUAGGCGCUUACAGUUUUGUCAUGCUGGUUAGUUGCCUCCGCUCACAUGGCCAGAUGAAAAGGAAAGCCACCCCCAAAUGCCCAGGCAAAUGUCUUGUUAGCCUGGCGGCUAACUAAAAAUCUGGUCGGGCGGGUGGCGCUGGAGCACUGGGGGGUGGGGGCCUGAGUUUUGUCAUGCCUAGGGCAGAGCAAAACCAGGAUACACCACUGGGGUUGAGGUCAGGGCUCUGUGCUGACCAGUCAAGGUAUUAUACACCAAAUUAACCCAUAAAGCAAGGUCUGCAUGGACUUUGCUUUAUGGUCAUGUUGGAAUAGAAAUUAUCUUUAUGGGUUAACGCCUCCUCUAGUGGCUUUUCCAAUUGUGUUGAUACCAUCAUAUCUCACAUUGCUGACAUGUUUAUUGUCGUUUGCAGGAGAUGCAGGCCAGCUCCAACCUAGUGAAGUACAGGAAAGUUCAGCACGAGCUGGACGAUGCAGAGGAACGAGCUGAUGUAGCAGAAGCACAAGUCAAUAAGCUGCGUGUACGAACCAGGGAGGCUGCAACUUCUAAGGUAAGCCAGCUUAGAAUCUCUCCAGUUAUGACAGCAUUAGACAAGUCAGUUGCAUUGAAGUAUGAACCCUAUAUGAUGCAUGUUUGCCAUUUUGUUAGGCUUUCAGGCUCUAAUUAAACUUGGUUAUGCCAUUUCAAAAUAAAGGGGGUGUGCAUUCACUACAGCUUACAUUUUUAGCAUACAAACCUCCAUUUUGUAGAUUGUGACUAUUUACUUUAAAGCGACACUACAGGCACUUUAUCAUAUUGAAGUGUUGAUCGUGCCUGGAGUCUGCUGUGCCAUUCUAUUCAUUGUUAAACCAUUUCUGGUUUUACACUAAACAAGGGUUCUCAGCCAGGCUCCUGUUUCUUCUCUGAAUGGAGAGAAAAUGCCAAGAAUAUUAAACAAUUCAAUAAAAGAAUAUCUAAAAAUUUGCAGUCCGAUUAUUUUUAUGAAGUCAAAUGCAGGGAGGUGUGCCUAGAGCUGCAUAAACAGUGUGAUUUAACUCCUAAAUGACAGAGAAUUGAGCAGUGAGACUGCAAGGCAAAUGAUCUAUACACCAAAACUGCUUCAUUAAGCCUAGUUGUUUUGUUGACUAUAGUGUCACUUUAAAUAUAACAUGGCAAAAAAUGAAAAACAUCCUGUAUGCAAGUUUUGUUUUUGUUUGUUUAUAAUCUGACAGCAAAUUUUCUAGAUAUUCUUUUUGGCAAGAGGAUUUUGCUAGAAGAUCUGUAUUGAGGAAAUUUGUUAAAUUUACAUAUUGCAAUGUCAUGUAAAAAAAAAAAAAAGAACAUGUAGGUUUCAUGCAGAGCAAUAACAUUAUUAAUGUCAGACUAUUUUUCUUUUCUUUCCAGCAUGAAGAAUGACAACAUUGGAAUUCAGACAGUCUGUCAUCCCCACCAGCAGCUGCAACAGCUGUCACCAGGCCUGAUCCUACUUCUUUUUAGCCCUAAGCAAAACCCCUACCCCUUGAAAGCAAAAUAAAAACGAGAGGCAAAAAAGCUCGCGUGUCUGUGUGUGGUGCAUAUACACUCUCCAAUUCCGAUUGUUAAUGGGAUUUGAUUUAGAGAGAAUGCUACAGAGAAUAUAAAAAGUAAAUAAAUGCAAAAUGUUCAAUUUAGGUAUAAGGUACACUUAUCUGCAAAAACAUUACAUUUCUUACACCAGAAAAAAAAAAAAAAGGUAUAUGCCCAUUAUAAACCUUUUCUACAGGCUGAAGGUUAG
Messenger RNA from Pelobates cultripes (western spadefoot toad), 50488 nucleotides. NCBI's taxonomy places the organism in Eukaryota, Metazoa, Chordata, Amphibia, Anura, Pelobatidae. The record is from the annotation of a GenBank genome assembly.